Xyrichtys novacula (pearly razorfish) is the source of this 50211-nucleotide messenger RNA. Lineage: Eukaryota; Metazoa; Chordata; Actinopteri; Labriformes; Labridae. The record is from the annotation of a GenBank genome assembly.
AGUGUAACGUAGCGUCGCCAUCGUCCAGUGGCUCCAUCCACCUGAAGAUUUCCGAGACAGUUCUUAUUACCAGUGGUGGCAGCGCAGCACUUGCAAAGGGUGAAUCAAUCUGUGUGUGUGUGUGUGUGUGUGUGUGUGUGUGUGUGUGUGUGUGUGUGUGUGUGUGUGAGAGAGAGAGAGAGAGAGAGAGAGAGCGAGAGAGAGGGAGGGAGAGAGAGAGGAAGAAGACAGCGUCGGCGGCGGCUCUGCAGUGGAAUACGCUCCUAUUUGAGGGGAAGGUGAGAAGCUCUCGGAGUACCCGACCAACCAGCCAGCGUGUGCGGAGCAGGAGAAGACGUGAACGCAGCAUCAUGAGAUAAAAAAGGUGAGUCUAUCGAUGACAUUGACUGUGUCAUUCUGUCAUGUUUGUGUGCUACGCAUGUUUGUACGUGUGUGUGCGUGCGGGUGCGUGCCAGUUUGUGCAUUCGUGCUCAACAAACAAGUAAAGCGCUGGGAUGGAAAUCCGCAUUUAUGACCUGAUAUGUUGUGUGAACUGCCCUCGUGCGUAUAAUCUGGUAUCGGCCUCCCGCCUCACCGACUGCACAGCUGUGAUCUCCAGGAAUUACAUGUAUGUAUGAGGAGACCGUGCGCGUGCGUUUGCACGUGUGUAGGGAAUAAACUGAUUUGCAUGAUCUGAUUUGUUUUUGUUAUUUUUCUUAAAGAAAACUUUUCCUUCAACCUUUGAGCGUUUUGUUGAAAACUUGUUUGUUUUUCAGUAUUAAUGUGAACAUAACCUUGGCGAUAAGAGGAGCAUUCACUGUAGCACAAGCUGUUGACAGGGCUUACUGUUUGAUCCGGCCAACGCACAGCUUUCACUCAAAUCAACUCAAUUAAACAUCCCUAAUCUGGACCGUUUACAGACUUAAUGUGUGUGAUGCGGUCCGGUUAACCCCCCAUUCGGCCCCCAAUUGAUGACCCCAGAUCUGUGAAGGGAAAAAUGCGCAGCCACCUUGCGGCUUAUGCGCGGUGGGUUAAGCUCUGAGUCAGAGCCUGGGGGCCCCUCCGGCUGAGAACAAGGAGCGGAUAGAUUAGGACUGAUGAAUGAAGAUCUACUGCCUCUAUCUGCAACACAAUGAUACGGUUAUGAGAGGAUUUAAAUGCUAAUGUGCAGUGUUUCAGAGAAAUCCGAAUGGGGCUGAGGACUGGCGGGAGGAGAUUGCUGGCAAGUGUGUGUGUGAGUGUGAGCUCAUGGACCAGCUGGAAGAUCUCCGGAGUUUUAUGAUAGAGAGAAUAAGUUAUUAAUGGGGUGUUGGAAGGUGAAGUGGGGCACUGGGGCAGGAUUAGACAAGAGAGGGGGAGAGCUAACUGUGUGUAGCCUGUGGGCUCAAACAAGAGGGGAUGUGGGGGUAUGGCCGCCUCCAACACGAAGUUUUCUCAGAUUUGCAUGCGAGGAAGGAGGAAGAUGAUGGAGAGUUUUAAAGGGGAUAUGGAGGAGGCAUUUCUGUGUACAACAGCUGUUGCCAUUUACUGUUUUGUCACCCCACAGGCUUAUUUUUGCCUUUGUUUAAUUCUCUAUCCCUACACUAUUUAUUGAUGAUUACAGCACCUGUAAGUAUAAACAGGAUGUAGCUUCACCACCAAGCGAUGACCAUGACACAUACCUUUUAUGCAGCCUUUCACAGCAUCAUCUUUCCACUGGAUCCAGAAAAGGCCUGCAGACAAAAAGAAAGUGAAGAAGGAUUUAGGGGAAAUUCUGUCUGUCAUGGAUUUGUCAUUUAAAUUUUUGUUACCCCCACAAGCAGAUUAAGCACUUGUUUUUUGCUGCCUGAAUUUUAUACCCUCAGAUUUUUAUUCAUGCACCUGUGUUCGAUUUAAGGCUUGUUACAGUACCCGUAAACUUCGAAGCCUUCAAACGAGCACUGACCAUGACACAUAUCAUUUAUGAGCUGCAUUUCAUAGCAUUUUCUUUCUAUUACAUCCAAAACAGGCCUGAGGAUGUAAAACUUUAAGAGGGUUGUAAGUUUUUAUGCUGCCUGUAAAAGUAUGUGUUUUAUCCAAUCAUAUUGUGGGCUUUAUGUCUGAAAAGUGCAGGAAAAGAGGCUCCUCUUCAGGCUGAUCAUGAACUGUGUACAACACCAAGCAGUCAUUGCAAGGCCCUGGCUUCAUAAGGUGGCUGUCACAUAAUAUCACAGUUAAAGGCAAGGUCCUCCAGCUCAGGGCAGGGCUUCAAAAUAUCAAGAUGUCUCACUGCUGGGAAAAAGAGGCCAAAAAGGCAGAGGGAUCUGUCGGCCUUGAACUUUGGAGCUGCCCUCUUUGUCCUUUGUGCGACCAAAGUGUUAAAUAAAGUAGUUUUAAACAAUGACUUUAUAUAAAUAUGGACAAUGCACCACAAUGUUCUCCCAUUGUUAAACAAAUGAAGCCAAAAUACUGCCUUUAGUUGGGCACUGACCGAGGCUUUCAUCGUCAACUAAAACUGACAGAAAAACAAAACAGAAGUGCUGCCAAUUGAUACAUUUUAAAUCAGAUCAAUCACAGGGCUGCUGUGGAUUGAUUUUGAUUAAUAUCACUCAUUUCUAAUUUAUAUUAGUAGUUUAAUCUAUAUUAUUUUCAUUUUGCUUGAAAAGAGAGAACUUAGAAAGCAAGAGUGCUAGCAGAAUCCUUGACUAACUUUGCGUUCAUGUGGUGUCUUAAGCAGGAAGUGUCUCAGUAAAAUGAAAACUUCUUCCUGCAGAGAGUGAAAAAUACUUCACACGGAUCGACUGUUAUGCCUUAUUUAUUUGUAGUCAGAUUUGCUAUCCACAUGCGGUUUUGUGUCUUGCAUGUUUGGAGCCUGUCACUACCCGAUCAACUGCCCGUUUACGCAUGUGUGAAGGUAACACUAUCUGUCCAAAUGCGUCAUCAGGGAUGUUUCAGGCAUUUUUAGUCAUUCUGUGCUGCAGAUGGGUUAAUUGGGUUAAAAUUUCAAAUCAGAUUAAUCAUGUUGAUGGAUCAAUCUGCGUAAUUUUGCGUUAAUUUUGACAGCCCCAAAAAGAUGAGGAACUUUAUUCAUCACCGUGGAGAGAUUCAAAAGGUCAAAAACAUUUCCGUGUGUUUAGAUAAACGUUUUUAAAAACUUUUGUAAAAGUAACUGAAAUUGUCUUUCUGAUUGAUUAACACAUGUCAAACCUGCUGCUCUUCAAAGUUAAUUUCCUGCUAAUUUUUCCUGCUCAGAAAUAUGCAUCUUUUGUUUUCAGGACAUCUACUUAUUUGUCUUUAAGUGUAUACUCAGCUGUCAGCAGAACUGUCCAUUGAGCAUGGCGUCAUUUGCUGCUGAGCAAAGUUGCAAAGGGGAUAUGUACCGACAAGCUGGGGCGCAUCCAGAGUACCUGACUGGGGUGGCUGAACUGGGGCACUGACUGUGUAUGUAAUCCUGCACAGCAAUAAACAGCAUUUAUCGUUACGGUUAAUUUGAACAUAACUCCUGUGAUGAGAAGGCAGAUAUCCAGAUGAAAUGAUAUUUUCAAGUGCACCUUUUUUAGUUUUCUUUUAAAGUGAAAAAUCUGAUGUGUACUUCAAUCUCAUUACACAGACACAGAGCCCCCCCCCCCCCCCCCCCAAAAAAAAAAAAAAAAAAAAAAAAAAAACCCUGUAAAUUAAGGAUUGUAUUGUGGCUCAAAGCUAAAACAAAAAACUCAAAAUACAAGAGCAUUUUACAUCAACAAAAAAAGGUUGAAAACAAAAGUACAAAACAAGAAAUUUUCAUGGUAUUCUAGUUUUAUGGCAUUCUAGUUUUAUGGGAUACACUAGUAUUUUCAUAUUCUGGUUUGACCCAUGUCCUUCCCUCAUUGGGGGUUUUAUGUUGUCUCUUUCAAGGUUUAUAGCCCUUUUUUCCAUCGGCUCUAAGAGGUUUAAGUAUCAAAAAAAUGGCCCCUUGAGAGUGCAGCAAAAACACACCAGGGGAAAACUAUGUUUAAUAACUAUGACCUGGAAGGGGGGACAUCCACCCAACAACUUGGGUCAACUCUUGGGUCAUUUUCACUUGGGUCCUGAAGAAUCAGAGUCUUGACCCAAUAUAUUAUUAAAAUUGAACAAUCUUCAAUUCACCCAGAAAGGUUAACACAGAUUAGUUAAUGGGGUCCAGGUGGAAUAGUUUAUUCAGAUGAUUCCCCUUUUUAUGGAGUGUGCAGCUGUACCCUGCUUAACAUGUAGACUUUUCUUCCAGUGGUGUUGGUCACAAAUGUAGUCGAUAAAGGUGAGCAAAGGACAGUCAACCCUCCAAGGAAGCUGAAAUCCUCCAGCAUCCUUUUCAUGAUAAAUGGACCUGAUCUGCAGCAGAGCCGCAGUCGAAUACAUCAUGAAGAAACUUCUUCAGUGCUCCCAGCUUGUGGUCAUCUUCCUAAUUUUAACUGUCAACCGUUUCUUUAAACACGCUGGCAUACAUGCCACAAAAAAUGUGUUUCCUCCUUCCUGUGUCACAAAUUAAGCACUGGCUGAGCGAUUUCAGUCAUUUGAGGAAUCAGGCAAGGCAGCUCUUUAAUUUCUGAGGCACACCACUUAUGCAUGUCUGAUGAGCUUGAUGAAAACAAGCAAGCAGGUUAACAGGGACAUGGUAAAUUACACCUGCACACCUGGCCUAGAGGGAAGGUGUGACUUUGAGAUAAUGCUCAGCCCCCCUCCCUCAUUUGGCUUGAAACUGUAGAGCUACUGCUGACUAUUUCCAGAGGGGGCGCACUUCAGUCUCCACUAAUUCUCCAUAACAACAAGGGCAAAGUUAAGUAUAUAUUCCUUUCUCCCCCAAAGGCCCAGUACAACACAAUGUCAGUGAUCUGUGCAUCUCUGAAAAGAAGGUCAGGAUGCUUUCAAUCUGCUCUGCCUUUCCUCGUACCCUUACUGUACCUCAAAGGACUACAUUAAUUCUGAGGGACGUCUUUGCUGCUAAAUUAGAUGCAAUGAGAGUAACUGUUGCCCUAAAUAUGGUUUCUGUGUGUGCACAUGUAUAUAUGCCAUACACUUGUUUCCUAGCAUGUUGGAGAAAGCAAAAAAGGGACGAGGACUAUGGAUGACAGUAAAACGACUCUAAUCAGAGCAAGCUGGUCGCUGAUCUCUUCAUGGGGCAGAGCUGUCAUUGAUUGAUUGCCGUACGACUUGCUGAUGUACACAGGUUGAAGGGUAAAGGGAGGGUUGCUGAUCUGCCAUGAGAGGCUAACCUCCAGUUGUCUCUUAAAAAUGCGGCAAAACGAGCCUUAAAUCGACUUGACAUGUUGGUUUCUUGUUGGGAUGGGGGGGGGGGGGUUCAAUUUUUAAUUUCAAAAAACGUUCAAUCUAUUUGAAAAGUCUAAAUAUGGUUUCCAUUUGUUUUUAGCUUUACCAUCUGCUGCUAUUAUUGUAUGACAUCCAGCUGCUUCACACAGUUGCAACGAGGGGGUUGUUGGUCUUGGCUAGCCCGUCGCAAUGCAAACUUAGCAAGCUAGCAGUCUGUGUGUCUGUAUGUCUUUGGAUUAACAAGAAAUUCGGUUGGAAAGUAAGCAUAUUGCAGCUUCUGGAGUUUGAAGAAAUGAAACAGCUGUCAACACCAGUACACACUGAACAUCUUUAUACACUUUCCAAAUCUGAAAAAGAAUGUUGAUAUCUACUUUCAUUUUGUUGACAUAGGCCUGCACCCCUGUGUGGUGAGACACCCUCCUCUGUUAGGGAUAUUGUGACAGCCCCGUGGGAUAAUCUGACUCCAAGGUGUACAGCUUCUUUUUAUGCAAAAGUAUCUAGAAAUUGCUACUGAUUGACAGUAAUCUCCAUGAAAAAGCAACAACUUGCAACAACAAGUUUUUAUUGAAAUCAAGUUCACAGUAAAAAUAUAGGCAGCCGGUCCAAGCAUUCCUUUAUAUGCUAAAGUAUAUUCUUCACUUUGUUAAACCUGAACUUAAAAUCUUUACAUGUUAUAGCUAAGUUACUAAAACAUGUGACUUCAUUUUUGUAAGAUUAGCACAGCACAACUCUCAAAUUUUGUGUCGGUUAAUUUAUUGUAAUAAUGUGAAAAAAAAAAUCAGAGGCUGCAUAAACUCAAAUACAUUUUACUUUGAUGACAUACUAUAAAGCAAUACAAUACAUUAAAAACAAGAAGUUAUUUGAUUCCCAAAGGGAUAAAUUAGUUUGUCUGGAAUCUCAUCUCAUCUGCUAUGUAUAGAAGAAGGAAACAGUCUGAUGGCUGUGGGUUGAAGUGAGAGGAGCUGUCCAUUACCUUUGGCCCAUCAAGGAGUUAUGAAGUGGAUGAUCCAUGUCUUUCAGAAUGAAGUGUGUGAGUGAAGUUUGUGUGUUAGUGCCUUAAGAUGUUGAGUCUGUAUCCUAGCAACAGUAUCAUGGAGAACAUCACACGGAACACAGCCAUUGCCUUGGGUGGGAUUUAUACAAGUAUUGUUAUGAUAUGACUGAAUUCCCUAAGGACAUAAUAUGGACGAAGGGCAACUGCAAACAGUUCAAUAUCUGGACAACAAUAAUGAUAAUGAUAGAUCACAGCAAACUGAAAUUAAUCCUAAAAGAAGACCCCAUUAUCUUACAAGAGAAGCAGGGAUUGGUUUGCAUUGUGAAAAGAUUUUGAAUAAAAAAAAAUUUUAAAAAGUGAAAAAGUGGGAUAUCAAACGAUUCAGAUCUUCUCGGUUUCUUGCCUUGUGUCUUAAUUUGGGUCGAUCUGGAGUUUUGUUUUUGUGCAUUACAUGGCACAGUUUGACUCUGGGUAACCACAGGGGCUGAGAAAGCAUGAGCACUGACCCGAAGCUGGCUGUGAUGGUGAGGUUGAUAUAAUUAGCCCUGAUUGGUUUGAUUGAGCCUCCUGUCCAUGCCUGGGUGUUGGCCCUUUGAGGGAUCUUGAUGCUGUCUGGGCAUUAAUUAUUGAGUAAAUUGGGGAGAAUGGUGAUGGUUAAUGAUUCAAAAUAAAUGUUAUAAUCUAUUAGAAUGGACAUAAUUAGAAAUGUCCAGAUUUUCCUCUGAGAAACAUAUUCUCGUCAUGACCUCAAGUGGACAGGGAUGCCUAAAAAAUGAACUGAGGCCAUUCCUUCUCCGCGUCUCUCCUCAUGAGUUCAUGAAUGCAUCUUGGGAGAGCAGGCUGGUGAUGCUUGGCCAAAUAUCUGAUCACUUGUUGGUAAAGAUGGACCAAAUAAGGAAGUCAUGGCCAUAAGUCAGGCCAUGGUUAAGUUUGUGCUGUUGGAAAUGAGCUGGCCAGAGAGAGGGGUCAGCCCUGCGUGUCUGAUAUUGAGUUUGGCAAAGAGGAGCGAUAUUAUCUUCCCCUGGUUAGAUUAAGUAUUAGUAAAUGUGAUUGGGUAAUGAAGGCGGUCAGGCCCCAGUGACCACAAUGCUUUGCAGCGACUGCUGGCUUGGCUGCAUCCAGGCGCUGAGUCUUGAGGGAGUUUGUUUCGGGUCAGUGACGGCAUAAGAGCUCAAUACAACAUUGCAGAGUCAGGCUGGGGCCUUUCCUCUGUCUGCCUGGCUGACUGGCUGCCGAGCUGGAGGCACAACUGUAGUGGCAUACUGAUGCUGCUGCUGAUGAGGAUGACAGUGUAAAUAUUGAGGAUGCAGAUGCAAAGAAACAGAAGCAGAAAACAUAUUACAGCCCAGACGAGCGGACGAGUGUGAUGCUUAACAGUUUGUUGUUUCAUCCUUCCUUGUGAUUCAAGCAUGAUACAAACAGGUUGGUCUCAGACUCAUGGAGAGAAGUGUGGGCACACUGUUGCACACGUAAUCAAACAUCUUUUAUGGAUCCGGUUGGGGAGGUUGUUGUAUUUUUAGGGGGGAGAUGGUACUAAUGUCACGGCAAGAUGGUGAAGGCGGUCCCUGGAGGCCGCUCCAGCCACAAAGGAGGUAGUUAGUGAAGCUCUGCGCCAUUGCUGUGAUGAAUCACGCAUCAGUUUUUUACGGUUAGGACGAUUACUCUCCGUGCCGUCACGUGAGCUCGUGCAUGCUUUCAGUGUUUGCUCUCCCACUCCCCGGACUCUCUAUGAUAUCUAUAGACUGUUGACUCAGUUGUACUUGUAUAUUUAUAUAUUUUGCCCCUCUUGCACUUUUCUUCCCGUGAUAUCUUUGUGUUGGGUGGUGCAACUGUGCGGCAUUCGGGCUCAAAUUUCCUCGUGUGGACAAUUGAAACACAUGCUGUUAAUUGAAAUAGAUACAACACUGUAGGCAAGAGAGUUUGGAUUUGUUCGUUCUGUUGAAAUAGAGGAAGUAUAGAAGCUGUUAGAGCUUAUUUGGAGCUUUCAAAGCACUUUUCCUUCUCAGUCGUGUACCUGUGUUGACCCAAGUCUAAUAAUAAAUCAAUCCAACCUGCAGUUAUCAAUUGUUCUGGCAGCUAUCAGUCACUGCUUUGCUCAGAAACACUGUCACAUGAACCAUUUUCAACACGGAUUCAGGGCCUUCUCCAUCACACUGCAGGGUUUACCGAACUGACGCCCCGCUUUGAGAGCUUCAGAGCGGGGCCUGUGGACGUCCCGAGCCCCCGCCGACGUGACGGAAACACGCAAGAUGGUGAGUGGUUACUAUGGCAGGUUACUAUGGCAACCUCAGGUCUCUGUGAGAGCUUCCAUUUCGCACAGCGUGGGAGAGAGGGAGAAAGAGGGAGAGAUGGGUGGAGAGAAGGACCUGCAGAGAGAAGAAGGGUGGAGAAAUCAGCAGAGGAGGUGAGGUGUGGAGAUAAACAUGCCAUAGGUGUAGAAAAGGGAAGAGAAGGAGUGAAGUGAAGAGGAGUAGAUGCAGGGGAGGAAGGAGGGAGGGGUAGUAAGAGGAGAGGGGUGUUAAGGAGACAAAGUGAUGGAAAGGUGUGAGUGAUGGGGUGAGGCAGAGGUGUGAGAGGGGCAGAUCGAAGGGCAGGAGGGGGGGAUCAUGUAGCUCCUUCAGAAACCGCGUUACAGUGUUACGUCUCAGCACUCCUUUGUGAUUGUACCAUUGCUUCACACAGUCUUUCCUCUCUUUAUCUUUCCAAUACUUUUCUUCUUCUUCUCCUCCUUCUUUUCGUCUUUCCUCUCCCUCACCUCUCUGAUUUAGUUGGAAAGACGCUCGGCUGCGAGAGACUUUGUGUCAGUCUUGGUGACUAGUCUCCAUGGAGACGUCCAUCAGUCAGUCCGUGUCAGUUGUUUCUUGGGCAAAGCCUUAUCGUGUUUGUCAGUGUGAGUGUUUAUCUGUCUGUGUAUUAGUCAGAGUGUCACUCAUAGAGAAAGGCAGGGCCAGGCCCUGAAUGGAUGGAGUCCAAGAGAGCGUUGCUUAUCAGGCAUGCAUGCACACACUGUUGGUUUGCUUGUUUGAUUUUUUUUUUUGUGUGUGUGUGUGUGUGUGUGUGUGUGUGUGUGUGUAAAAACAAGCAUUUAGCACAAAAAACUGUAGGGUCCAACGUUCAUACAGCCAUUUGAUUUUGAGAUGCACAGAUUCAUCCACCUUUACACUUGUUGCAUCACAUGUGUGAUGUGUCAGUGUGUGCGCCUUUUUUCUCUGUAUAAAUCUUCAUUAAACACUGAUCGGUGUCAUCCUCUAAAACUGCAAACUGCUGCUGAUGUCGCACAUCUCCUUUUUCCUCUGCAUAUCUUUAAUUUCAUCUCCUACAUUUAGUGUAAUCACUUUUGACUGCAACAUUACACUGUCACAACACUGCAAUACUGAUUCACUGCAAUAACAUCUCUCCUCUGUUUAUCCUGUUCUCAUACUGUUGGGUAGCAGUGUUUCUUAUUCCUGAACAAGAAUGAGUUGUGGUGGUUACACAGAGGAUAUGCUCUUUGCAGAGCUUGAGGUGUAUGAUCAACAAGUCAAUACAGUUAUGUUUUAAAAAAGAAACUGUAUGUUAACAUAAAAUGAAUAAAUGAAAUUGCAUGUAAAAAGCUCAGUUUUCCAUUCCAGCUUCAAAUGUUCAGAUUUCUCCCAUUGGGAAGGAUGCAAUGCUCAUUUUCACUCCUAUGCUGUGUAAAGGUGGAAAAUGUGUGUUGAUCAAUGCUCAGGAGACAGGAUGAGAUCUGGGGAGCAGGCUGGGUGAUGAAAUCGGUACAGUUGACAAACAGAGUCAAGACCAAAGUCUUCAGAGGAGCCCCAAACUCUUGUAUUGCAAGUGUGACUCUCUCAUCUUGCCUGUUAACCAGAUGCCCGGGAGGUUAGCCAAGGACAUUCCAUAUUGUUUUGAAAGCAAUAGAACAUUAAUACUUCUGGGAACACUCAACGUAGCUUUCCCGGUAAUCACCAGGAAAUCUGGGAGUACUUGUAAUCAAAUAUAGUACUUGUACUACAAAUAUUUACAAGACCGAUCCUCCAAAUAUCUCAGCCUAGUAUAAACCAUUAAUAUAACUGUCUAUAAUUUCUACACAAAGGCCCUAAUCGCAGAUCUAGUCACACUUGCUGUGAUGGUCACUGUGCUCUGCUAACAUCAUGUAUUAUGAAUUUAUAUGCUGGUUACUGAGCCCAUUAUUGAUCAAGUAGAAUUACUGAUCAUCCCUACCUGGUUAUAGAUGAAACAUCUGCAAUGAAUUAUGAAUAACAUGGGAGAGUAGGGAUGAGAAUUGAUAAGAUUUUAUCUGUAUUAAUGCUGUUAUCGAUUCUGCUUAUCGAUUCAAUUCUUUAAUGAUUCCCUUAUCAAUGCCUUUCUUUGAUUAAAAAGUAGACUAUAGGUUUUCACUGUUAACUCAAAAAUUUAUUGAGUCUCUAAAAACAGAAAAGGAUUUAUGCCACCUUCAGUGAGAGUCUAAAAACAACCAAAUGACAAACUAUUUGUACAGCAUUUACUUCAUUCAGUAUUAAGUCAAAUACAAACCACAUUGUUAAGUCUGGCAUGUAUUGUGCUUUUGUUAACACAGGACAUACGUACCUCACAUGCUGUGUAGAAGUGGAGCAUGUUGCUAGUGUUUCCACCUUCGCAUGUUAUGACUGUUGUCUUUCUUAGUAAAAUGAAGCCAUGCUUUAGAUUGUUUCUGCCUACCUUUUGUAGCGUCCGUUCCUCAAAGUCUCUGUUCUCAGUCGCUGACUGGCUCUCACGAGACCUUUUUUUCAAGGCCCCUGGAAGAAAGGAAUCAUUAAGAUAAAAUAUAAAGUGUGUAUGAAACAUAAUAGCUAUUUAAUGUCAAAUAUCGGAAGUAUAUAUACCAUCGACUGUAUAUGGAAUGGACAACAUGGCUUUGCCUCCCAUCAUUGUAUGAAUUUGACACCAAAUUGCUCUCGGUUUUUACAGGAUUUUCUCUGCCUCCUGGAACUGGCGGGAGAGUCGCUGUGGUAACGCUCUGCUUAAAGAGUGUACCUCCUGGAUGUUUAAUGCAAUCCUCUUACAUCCAUAGGCUAUAUCUCUCAAAAAUGGAGCUGCACCAACAGAAAAAGGAGGACUUGAGCUCAAACCAGUCUAACAGUAACUACAUAUCCACAUCACAAUGGGGGGCUAUCCCCUUCUCCUAGUUUGCUGGAGGAGGCGGGGAUUAUGACCUAUACUGCAACCAGUCACCAGGGGUGCUGGCUGUUCUUGUGGUGGUUUUACCCAGUGAGAAGGCAGAAGACGUCCAUUCUAUAUACAGUCUAUGGUAUCAACCUGUAAUAUGAAAUAUGCAAAGUUUAUUAAACUAUGACAUAAACCAUCAAAACAUACAUUAGAUUGUGUGAUAAGAAAUAUUCAUGUUCACUUACUUCACUGUGUUACCAUAGCUAAGAUCACCUGGUGUUAUAUCAUCAGCAUGUUAGAGUCACAACCCUGUUGGGCUGUAUUUAUCUACAAGGAAAGAUUCUUACAGCCCUGUGCCCUGGUGUUACAACAUCACUUUUUUCAUAACACAAUUCUCAGCUCUGGUAAUACCAUUAGUUAUACAGGUUUUGUAACAAACACCUAUGAUUAAUACAACUAAUGCAAUUAAUGUGACUUCAAAUUAACAAGUCAAACACUGUAAAUGAAACAAAAACACAUGGAUUCAGUUCAACAUUUCUAACACUCUAGAUGAGACAGAUAUAUUGUUUGUGUUACUCAGAGGGCUCUAUUUUUGUGUCUGCCGGGGACGCGGCGGACCCCGCGCAGUGGUAUUUAUGUCUGGCAGAGCCUGGCGUACAGCCAGUUUGGUAUUUUCAUGGACUGAGGCGCACCGAAGUCCGCCAAGCUGGGCAUGUUGGCGUGGCAGGGGGAGGUGUCGACAGAAUCAGCUGGUGCAGUGACAUUUUCGUGCUCUGAAAGACCAAAAGUGCGCUGAAAGCUCGCCGAUUCAAACCUGGUCAGCUUUCAUUGCAUGCGGAGCGCAGCUGGUCUAGUGGUAUUUUGGUAGACCAGCGGCGUAUCGGCAUACAUCACUGAUGCCUCACCUGCAGGUUUUCACAGUGUCAGGCACAUUUCAGUGCAUUAAAUAAUCAUCAACAACUAAUAAUCUGAGUCAGUACAUACAUUUAGAUCUAUAUAGAUAUAUUCUUAUCUAUAUCUGAUCUGAUUUGGCACACGUUUGGACACACAACCUGACCAAAUCAACACAGCUGAAACCGCAUUAAAUUAAAUAUCUAGUAAAUAAACACACAUGAUGAAGUGAACAAGAUAUUUCGUAAUAAUAAUAUAAAUAAUAUAAUAAUUCGUCUCCCUCCUUUUCUUUCUUCCUCUUCCUCUUAUUCCUCAUGAAGCUCGACCUGGACAUGUCUCCAUGUCCUCUCCCCGUCCUGCUGCAGCGGCUGAACAGAUGAUUUGUUUCAGUGAUCAGAUGAGUUUUUUACUUUAAGCCUACAUAAGAAUAUUAUAAUAUUCAGUUUUGUGAGCCAAAUUUAUUUUAUAUGCCAACAUCUAUGAAAGAAAGAGCCAGGCCACAGAGCGCGAUGCGUUAUUUACGCACAGAUGGUUCCGAUUUUAAUGCCAUUAUUGGAAUUUAUGUUGUGAUCUGUGCGCACAACCCACCUUUGUCAUGUGAGGUUUAAAUAUGUGCAACUUUAUGUGAGUGUCUUUAUUUGUGGAAAAGGGUGUUUGUCUUACUAGUGGGUCCAACAUUACAAACACCAAAUCCAUCUGUUCUCAUAUCAGAGAGUGUGCAGGAUGCCCUCUGCAGCGCUUACAGUGACAUUUGAUGAGGAGCUGCCUUCCGUCGCCAUCAUGUGGCAUUACUGUCUUCAGACAUCUCUUGAUCUCUUUGACUACUUCACGAAAAUUGUAAUAUGCCUAGCCGGUGGCGGAUUUAAAGGCGAGGAGAGGAGCUGAUUUUAUUGGUCAAUACAGGUCUUGGCUGUGUUAAAUCCACUCCACGCCCUCUAUCCUCCCUCCCUAAGACUUACGCUGCUGGGAGGAGCUGAGUUAGGGAGGGGGGAUACUUACGCCGGGCUGCGCCGCUCACCAAAAUACCAAAUUGUGCUUGGGAACGCCUUGUCGGUGCGACGGACCUGACUUACGCCGCGCCCGCGGCACGUCUCCGGCGAGGCACGAAAAUAGAGCCCCUGAAGUCUCCUCUAUCUAAUGUGUACACUAACUUAAAUACUGUCUUCCCAAUAUCAUCCAUUCUUUUAUGGGAUUUCUGAACAGCAGCCUCUGGAAGCUGCCGGAAGCAACAGUAGCACUUCAAGUAUAUCCCCAUUGCAGUAGAAACAAAAGUAGGUACUUUUCACAGCUACAACUAAGUACUUAUAUAACAGACAUCACUCACCUUAGAUACGCCCAGUUCACCAAAUAAAUAAAUAAAUCACUAGGUGUAAAGUUUCGUUUGCUAGCAAGAUGACCAUCAGCAUUGGAGUGAGAACUGAGAGGACGUGACCACACAGACAUCAGAAAGUUACAUUUCAGUGUUUUUGAGCUCUGGUGACUGUUGCCUCUGAUCUAAGGUUGGGUAUCGUUUGAUUUUGAACGAUUCAGAUUUCGAUUCCUCGUUCCGAUUCCUAUCGAUUCUUUUUUUCGAUUCUUUUAAAAGGCAUGAUAUAAAAAAAAAAAAUGUUUGAAUGAGGGUGCUAACCGGAGCUCUUCUUUUUAGAUGAAAUUUCUGAACUUCUCCAUUAAUUUUUAAAUUCUAUUAACUUUUUAAGAACUUUCAUAUGAGUUUCUCACAGGGCUUUUUUCAACCAGUAUAUAAAUAUCAAUUUUUGUUGUCAGGUCGUUUGUCUAUGAAAAAGUACACGGGCUAAUGUUCGUUCAAUAUUUAAGUUGACCCACCGUACACAGUGCAAUUUGUUUGCCGCUUUAAUGUUAGCAGAGGACAGAAGUUAUUUAUUGUUUCACGUACCUGAUUCUGGCUGGUUAGCGGAAGACUGGUGUUGUGCUGUAGAAUGCAUCCCUGCCAUAGAAUGCCUCCCCUCCACACAGAGAGAUUGAAGAGAGACAGAGAGAGAGAGUGCAUUGUAACCCACAGCGGCUGCAUUGCUGUUGGUUGCAAUGUACUUUCUCUCUCUGUCUCUCUUCUCUUUCUGUGUUGCUUCGUCUCAUACCCGCCGUCCUCGUUGAUGUUAAGCGGCGUCUUCUUCGUUGGAGUUGGGCGGCUAUUUCUUCUGGUCGGCGGACUCCAGCAUCGAAACUUGGAAUCGAAAUUUUUAAAUUUGAACGAUUCCAGGAGAAUAGAAAUGUUAGUCCCGGUCCCCAUCGAUACUCGAUACCCAACCCUACUCUGAGCUCCCCCUUUCUUUCACUAAAGAUGUACAGAUGUGUGGUGUGCACACAUAUGUGGGAAUAGUAAAGAUCAGGACACCCAUCCUGAGUAUUAGAUGUUGAACUGACCCUUGCCCUUAACCCUUUGGCACAUUGUAAUUUCUUUGGUUUAGAGCUGUGGUGUGAGGCACUCUGACUACAAGAUAGUAAUUUUGUUUGUUUGGUUGAGCAUGUGUUGAGAGAGACUGUACCAAUUAAAGAAUCUAUGGGCUGUGUCCUGCUAUGUAAGUCUAAUGCACACUGUGAUACUGUGGUGUAGAUAUUUACUUUGUAAUAAGGGCACAUACUCUCAGGCUGUGAACCACCUCAGUUGUGCAAACUAUAUAAACCCUCUAGUGCAAAUGGAAAAGUUCAUCUCACAGUUAAAUGAACAAACAUGCAGAAGGUGAAACUUGAAGGAUCAAAAUCUUUUCUGCAAAUGCUCUUUCAGAGUCUGACGGCACUUUAAAUCGAGCUGAACACAAAUCCAGCACAGCACCAUGCAAACAAUGUGUUUUAGUCAAAUAUUUGUAUAUGUCGGUGUCUGUGUGGGAGGAUUUGUAAUUGCUGUAAUUGUCCCAUAUUCUUUGCUCUGCAAAGCAUUCCUCAUGAAUUUCAUCAUAGUGAACUCAGCCGCACUGAUUUGAAUAUGAUGUAAAACUCAGAGAGCUCAAACUUGCACAGAUUGUCAUUAUGCUCCAAAAGUAAUCCAUUAUACCUGAUGCAUAUUUCAUAUUUAGAAAAGUGUUAUUUGUUCCAGGUAUUUGAUCUGUUAAAUUCUAUGUUGAAGUUAAUAUGUUUUUAAUUUUCAAUAAACUUCUACAUCAACCUGAUAAUACUUUUGAGUGCAGAUGACACACUUUGAAAUGUAAAUUUUGAUGGUUAUCCACCAAACCACACAUGCAGAAGUUUAUUGAAUUAGAAAAUCCAACCAAGAAGUAAGUUUAUAUUAAAAUAUUACAGGCGAACAACUUUUUAAAAUUUGAUAAUUUUUUUUAUUCCAGUUAAUCCUCAUUUGGGAUUUAGUUAAAUGCUGUACUGACUGACUUCAACAUUUGAUGAUGUAAAUGCUGUGCAGCUCAAUCAGAAGCGUCUGAAACCACAAUGUAGAACAAAGCUUCAGGCGCUCAUUCUUUGAAAUGCAGGGUUUAUUUUGACUUUCCUCAAGAAAUAUGCAGGAGCACAUGUGCAAAAUGUGCAGUACAUUUCAGUCAAGUGCAGAUCAGCUGCACCUGCAUGCAAGUUCAGAGGUGGUAGUGCAUCCUUUAGUAAUCUGGUGAUGUUUUCAGCUUGCCCCCCUUAACCAUUUGGUUGUUAACUUAUAAGGUGAAAUGUUUAUUCACAAGCUGAACAGUUAUUUUCCAUUAUGGUAUGAUAAAUAAAAAGCUAGAUGUCAUUAUCCUCAAAUGUAGACUCAAUUUAAAGCCACUUAUUAGAGCCAGAAUCAAGUUCUGUACAAGUGAUUGAGAUGGGCUUUCAGCUUUUUUGGCUGGUGCACUUUCAUAUUUCUGUCAUGGAGAAAAACUUACUGAAUGUCUCAAUAAUCACUCACCGGUCAGCAGUAUUGCAUUACAAAUUGUGCAGCACAGCAGAGAAGGUGCUGUCUUAGAAGACAAGUAUGAAAUUUGGCCCAGAGAAUUGGGUUCAUGUAAUACAAUUGAGCACUUUUCAACUGAAAGUUGUGGACAAAAUUAAAAUGUUACAUGCUCACCUUUUUUUUUUUUUUUUGAUGCAAAUUCAGCCUGUGGAGAGAUGGUUCAUAUGAGACAGCUGUCACAGUCUGUUUGUGUUGCAUGAUGAGCGCCCGCCCAUCUUGGUUACAGCAUGAUUUGAUAAGGUUGAUAUGUUGUUGCAGAAUUUGUUUUGAUAAUGUAAGGAUAAAAAGAGUGUGAGAUUUUGAUUUGAAGGUAUGUGUCUAAUAAAGACCUGAUACAGGACUGUUACCCUCUGUGGUAAAGCUAAAGAAGGUUGUGAUAAGAUUUGAGGAUUUAUGGUACUUUUAAAGAUGUGAAAGUUGGACAUUUUACCUUUAUCUUGAAACCUAAAUGUAACUUUGCAAAAGGUGAAAGUCUGUUCCUUGAACUAACACGUGACACAUAAACACAAAGUCCUGCAGCUUGUACCCUCAUGUGACAGUAAUUUUUUAUCAUAAGCGACACACACUGAACGCAGCACGGACUGACCCCAUCAGGGAAAUGUCACUGCACACACACACAAACAAUCUCAUGGAGUCAGAGUUGGCACGCCACAGUUUGACCCCCGAAUGAAAUCACACACACACACAUACCCACACAUAUGCACACAAACACACUCCUCCCUAAAAUUUCCUGAGCAAAAAAUAAAAAUCACAGUGAGGGCAGCAAAGGAACACAGAAACAGUGGACCAAGUCAUCCUUUCCAAAACAGCUGGGAGCAACGAACGCUCAGCCCAGAAACACUGGAAAAAGGUUUCAGAGCGAGCCGGAAAAACUGUGCACUUUGCUUUGCUCUGUAAAUGGCUGAGAGACAUUUUGAUUAGCUACUGGCUUCACCCCCCCACCCCUGCUUCAGUGUGCAGGAAUCAAGUGUAACGACACACUUUACAACCUUAAAUACGGAUUAAUUGUUCACCAAAUCAGUGUGGACCACAGAACGGACAGUAAGAAGUGGAUUUUAUUUGAAGUCAUGAAUGUGAAGAUGGUAACAUUAAAGAAGACUUUCAUCCCAGCAUGUAAUGACAAGUGCUGCGCUUCCCCCAGUGAGGGAUUUGAACAUGUGUGGUAGGUAAUGUAAUGUGCACUAAUGGGGGUGCUUUAGCUGGGUGAUGAACACGGUGACUUUUAAUCUGCAGCCCUGUGAGGAGGGGAGGGAGGUCGUCGCUCCUGUAGGAGACACUCUGAAUAGAUCAGACCUACUCUCUGCAUCCUGCAUCCUAAUGAGAGCAACGCAGCAUCUUUGGACAGUUUGAGUGGGAGGGCGAGGUGGGAGACAGAUCCAGAGUGGAGGGGGCUGCAGAAUAUCCUAUUUGUUAGGGAUGAGUGGUGAUAAAAUGUGGAACGCCGAAUGCUCCGGUUUAAGAAACCUCAUCAGCCUGUUUGCUAAAAAUAAGCUCUUAUUGUGACAUUGCUCCAAAUAAGAAAAAAAAAUAAUAAACUGUUUGUUUUUGUAAAAAUAGACCCAAAAUGUGAGCUGAAGUGUUAGGCUGUCAUUGAAUCACAAUAAGAAGCUUACUAAAUAAACAGGGAGGAAAUGAGGAGGAGUUUCUGUCUAAUUAAUAUUUUAUCUCACAAUCAUAAGCUCAAUUGACCUUCUGUACAUUGAGGAGUACAAAAUGACAGAUUAGCUUAAGUGUAAACAAGUCAUUACAGGACAUCAAAUGUGCUUUUACUAAAUUAUGGAUAUAUUAUGUUUACAAGUUACAACAAACACAUUUAAAUAUGAUUAAACCAGGGAGAGAAACACGGUGGAGCAGCUGUCUGACAGUCAUGAUUAUUUAAUGUUCAAGAAAUAUUGACAAGUGUAUGAUCGUCUAUUUCCUUUUUGAAAUACCAUCUAAUACCAUGCGCUCUAUUUUCGUGCCCGCCUGUGACGUGGCGGAUGGUGGCGGACCCCACGCAGUAGUUUUUUCGUCUGGCAGAGCCCGGCGCACAGCCGGUUUGGUAUUUUCGUAGACUGAGGCGUGCCGAGGUCCGCAAAGCAGGACGUGAAUGCGUGGUAGGGGGAGUUGUCGAAAGAAUCAGCUGGUACAGUGACAUUUUCGUGCUUGCUGCCGGCGUGAAAAGUGCACUGAAAGCUUGCUGAUUCAAACCUGGUCAGUUUUCAGCGCAGGCGAAGCGCAGCUGGUCUAGUGGUUUUUUGGUUGACCGGCGGUGUAGUGCGCAUACAUCACCGAUGCCUCACCGGCAAGUUUCCACAGUGUCAGGCACAUUUCAGUGCAAUAAAUAAUCAUCAACAACCACUUUUCAGUGCAACUAUCUGAAUCAGCACGUACACAUAGAUCUACAUCAAUAUAUUCUGAUCUAUAUCUUAUCUGAUGAGCGCGUUUGGACACUCCACCUGACCGAAUUAACACAGCUUAAACUGCAUUAAAUGAAAUAUGCAGUAAACAGUCGCACAUGAUGAAGUUAAGAUAUUUAAUUCGUCUCCCCGCUUAUCCUCCUUCUUCCUCACGCAGCUUGAUAGGUGUUGUGCCGUAGAAUGUAUCCCUGCCGUAGAAUGCAUCCCCUGCAUCCCAUCCACUCAUUAGUUUCUUACAGUGGAAGAAAUAUGAUCUCAUAUUUAAAAAAACACGAGUAUUGGAUCAUGACAACAUGUCAAAUGGAGCAGCUAACUCUUGUUCUGUUUUUAGGUAUUUAAAAAAUGCACAUACAGAGGUGUACUUGGGUAUAUAAACUGUACAGUAAGCUGUUAUGGUAGAGAACAUUAUAUUUUCGGGGCAGCAAAUAUUCAGAAUCAGAGGGCUAUUGAUUUCGGCUUAUCUGAAUAGCCCGAAUGAAAUCAUUAAAGGCACAUGCUUUUGAAUCUAUCCAACAGUAAGGAAAACUUGGAUUAUUUCUCCUUGUUGUGUACUUUCAACCGCUCCCCGCAGGGGUGCAUUCUACAGCAAGGGUGCAUUCUAUGGCACAACACCUGUCUCCGUGUCCUCUCUCUCCAUCCUGCUGCUGCUGCGGUGGCACGGCUAACCAGAUGAUUUAUUUUAACGAUCAGAUGAGUUAUUUACUUAGAAUUUUUAACAAAAAAGAAAAGAAAAGAAACUUUCACUCAAAAUUACCUAUUUAUCUGAUUUUCUCACAUCCUUAAAAUUCUGUCAAUAUUCAAUCCGGAGUCAGGCCCAUGUACGAAUAUUAUAUUAUUCAGUUUUGUGAGCCAAAUUUAUUUUAUAUGCCAACAUCUAUGAAAGAAAGAGCCAGGCCACGGAGCACGAUGCGUCAUUUACGCACAGGUGGUUCCAAUUUUAAUGCCAUUUUUGGAGUUAAUGUUGUGAUCUGUGCGCUCAACCCACCUUUGUCAAGUGGGGUUUAAAUAUAUGCAACUCUAUGUGAGGGUCUUUAUUUGUGGAAAAGGGUGUUUGUCUUACCGAUGGGUAGUGGUACAACCUUACUCACACCAAAUCCCUCUGUGCUUAUAUGAGACAAUGUGGAGCGCGCCCUCCGCAGCGCUGUCGCCAUCCUGUGGCAUUGCUGUCUGCAGCCAUCUCUUGAUCUCUUCGAUUACGAAAAUUGUAAUACCCCUAGCUGGUCGCGGAUUUAAAGGCGAGGAGAGGAGCUGAUGUUAUUGGUCAAUGCAGGUCUCAGCUGUGUUAAACCCAUUCCACGCCUUCUCUCCUCCCUUAUGACUUAUGCCGCUGGGAGGAGCUGAGUUAGGGAGGGGGGAUACUUACGCCUGGCUGCACCACUCACCAAAAAAUACCAAAAUGUGCUUGGGAACGCCUUGUCAGCGCAGCAGACCUGACUUACACUGCUAUUGCGCCACAACGCCAGCGAGGCACGAAAAUAGAGCCCCAUAUCUCCUGGGAUUUCUAAAUGAAAAGGACUUGAAAAGCAGAUUGGUUUGCUAAUUUUGACAAAAUGAAAUAAUCUUUUAAAAACUAUAAGUGGGUGGAGGAAAUCAUCCCCUGAUUAUUGAACCACAUUAAAUGAGACCCACGAUCUCCAUGUUAGAUCACACGGUGACAAACAACUUGAAGAAGUGUUUAUUUUUGUAAAUUAUUUCCAGUCAGUCAUGAGGAACAAACUAAAAGGUUGAAAAAAAAACAACAACUCUGACUCCACAUUCAGACCCAAUCACUAGUUUCUUCGCCAGUUGUGUAUUUGACCAAAUCUAAUAUAAAAAAGUUUUAAAAUGGUCCAACUAACAAGCUGACAAAUAAUCUUGGAGACAGAUACACUCCAGUUAGUUGGUUCUGGCAUUAGAAUAUCAGUACCGUUUUUUUCCUAUGAAAGAUUAUUGCUGUUCUCGAACUCUGGAUAGCAGCUCUAAACCUUUUCUCUAUCUAAAAAAAGAAGACUGUCUGAGGUGGCUUUUUAUGCCUUUAUUGACAGGAUAGGACAUUGGACAGAGUAGCGAACUUGGAAGAAACAGCAGCUCCUGACAUGGAAGAGAGUGGUGAAUGACAUGCAGCCAAGGCCACAGGCUUUUGAACCCGGGUCGCCCACUUCAGAGACAAUAGCUUCUGCUCUGGGUGUGAUUUUUAACCACUGAGUUAAACUGGCAGUCUGUUUGAAAAGGAAAAGGAGGGUACAGCAUCAGAAACCUGCACUUUGUCUUGUAGAUAGUUGUGUUGUGUGUCUGCUGCUGGGAUUUACAGCAUGCAGCUGAUGGAGUCUUCUGCCUUUUUCACAACAAAGUUGGAUUGUAUCAUGUUUGGCUGUUCGAGUAAAACAGACUGAGACAUUUAGUUAAAAAAAGAAAAAAAAGACUUCCUACACAUGAUCAAGUUUAACAAAAAGAUCAUAAACCUUUUCAUCUAAAGCGGUGCCAGUGUUGACGCAAACCAAGAGUUCCUUACAUGAGCUGUAGUUCAAUCAAUUUCACAGCUCCUGUGAGCUGUUUUGUGAUGUUCAAAUAUACUGAAAUUCAUAUUUUUGCCCUUAUAUGAUAAAGAAAAGCAAAUCAGACCAUCAGCAACAUGACUGAUUAGUCUUUAGUUGUAGUUUGUUAUACCUCCAACUGAUGUGAAAGGGUAGGUGUCAGCUGAGAAGCUUUACAAUAAUUAUACAUUUGACAGGGAAACUUCCAGAGAAUGUAAAGGGCAAGAUAAGCAAAGACUGCUUUCUCCACAUGGGGGCAGCAGAAUUGACACAAACCGAAUGUUUCCCACAGGAGCUUUAAUAAGUCUACUCUCUGAGUGGUUAAAACAGAAAUCUAAAUUCCAACCAACUGACUGACUAGUCUUAAGGUGUAAAAACAAUCAGAAAGCAGUAUACAUUAAGCACUUUUUGUUUGACGUGGCUUAACAAAGGAUUGGAUGAGGAUUGGAUUAGCACUGUCAUCUCACGCUAAGAAGGUCCUGGGUUCAAAUCCAGGUCAGGGCAUUUCUGUGUGGAGUUUACAUGUUCUGUCCACAUCCCAAAAACAUGCAGAAGUUGGAUUAGGUUAAUUGGUCACUUUCAAAUUGCCCGUAGGUGUGACUGUGAGUGUGGAUGGUUGUUCGUCUCUACAUAUCAGCCCUAUGAUGAACUGGUGACUUGUCCAGGGUGUCCCCUGCCUUCGCCCCAAGAUGCUGGGAUAGGCUCCAGCCCCCCCACAAUGCCCAAUGGGACAAGGGGAUAGAAAAUGGAUGAAAAACAAUGUUACAAAAGUCCAAUGAUGAAAUCUUUGACAUUUUUCUUUUCUUCUCAUAUAAAAUGUUUUUUCAGUUGCAACAGUGGAUGGCGCCCAUAUGCGGUAACAGGUUAAUAUACAGCUGCUGACGUGAAUUUUGUGUGCUUUGUAGGAUGCACAAGAGUGCAUUCUCUGCACAGGCUCUUCAUUGUAAAGUAAACCAAAUCUCCGGGUGCAGAUAAAUGUAGCUUCAUGUUUCUCUGUGCAACAUCACAUCCCUGCAGACGUACAUAUCUCUCCUUCAGGCCUUAUACUGUCAGCUUGUUUUGUCUAUAAUAACUCCGAACCACAUCCAGCACCCCCCCCCCCCCCCCAUUCCCCAGCUGGUACCAACCACUUAAUGAUAUCAGCAAUAAAACACAGAUUGAGUCAAUAGGUAGGGAGACUUAAAUGUGUUUCUACAUAAAAGUACAAUGUGGGGAAAUCACUAUGUGCAAUAUCAGGGAGAGGAAAAAUCAAUACUAAGCACAAUGGUAGUGUUUUCACCUGAAUCAGGUGGCCUGCUGGCAUAACACACCCCUGUCCUGAAAUCCCUGUCUGCAUGAGGGUUUGGGUUGUUAGGGGGGCUUAUUGACUGAUACCAUUGAUCAACCUGCGCUUACGUCUAAUGUCUGUGAAUAUUUCAAUAACCUGGGGGGCUCCUUCCCCCUUAGAGCCAGACAUGAAUCAGGUAUUACUGAAACAACACAAAGGACGUUAGUAGGCUAUUAGUCACACUGCUUAUAGUACGUAAGUGUGUGUUUUUGUGUGUAUGUGUGUGGGCAGGUGACGUCAGGGCCCCAUUCACCAGCAAGGCCAGUGCUUGUCCGGCUUUUCUUUCAGUCCCGAGGGAGGGUGGGUGCGGAGGAGGUAGGCGGAGGAAAUAGAGAUGAGGAAGUGGGUGAGUGCGGGGCUUCCUUUCUCUCUCUCCCUCACAAAACGACACAGCGGCACCCCCCUCCUCAUCGUUCCCCCAUUUAACAACCCUUCACAAGCAGCUUCUGUCACAGCCUGGUAUUCCCACCCCCCUCCAGGAUCAUUAGAAAAAGAAAACCCUCUGCGUGACUCUGCAGAAAAAUAAAUCUGCUUUUUUGUUGUUUUCCAUUAAACCGGGCCUUCUGCAUCCCGCUGCAGAAUUUCUCCCUUAUUCAUUUUUUUAAAAGCCCUCCUAGUCUUUCAUCCUAAAGUCAAUUUCCCUCGCCGGUUAGUCCCAUGCUUUAAAUGUUUAUAAGUGCCUGUGAAGAGGGGAAGCCUAAGUGUGAUAGACUACCCUGGGACUCAGACAGGGCUGAGUGUGAAGGAAAAAUGAGGCCUGAAAGGCAGAAUGGGCUGAAAAUGAACGCAGACUGUGGACAGUCUGGAUGGGAUUAUAAUAGGCUGAAUAUGUAGAAACUGUCUCCAUGGCAGGAUUACUGCACUAUCUGACAUGACUACAGAGGGAACAAAUGAAACGUGUUUUAUUAUUUAAAAUUGUGAGCAGCACACUGUUUUUAGCUUAGGUGGCAUGGUUUUAUAUUCAGCCUGGCCUCUGCACGCUGUAUGUUAUUCUGCAUGAGUGACUUUUUUCCCAGGUUGGGACGAAAACAAGAGAUCGCAUGCUGAGUUGGGAGAGGCUGCCAAGUACAAAUUUAGAGGUUGUUUUAUGUUAACUAGCAAACAUUAAGGGUAUCAUAAGAGCACUGAUUUAUCUUAUUCUAAGGCUGUCUGCUUCAGAUGAGCUUAGGAAACCAGAAAUGAGCAGCUGUAAAAGUUUGAAGUCUCACUUUGGCCCUCUUACUUGAUUUUUGUGAGGUCCCUUUCUUAGCUACUAAAAAGCAGGAGUGAGAUGAGGCUGAUUUGGUUUGGUGCUUUAAUUGUGGUCAAAUGCAGUUCACUGGGGGAGGUCAGCUGUCUUAGGAAAUCUGAAUCACUUUAAGAAAUGAUGAUUUGACCACUGGUAUUUAGAGGACAUUUGUCUGUCGGACUUUUAAAUGAUGAGGAUUUAGGAAACAUCCUUGCUGCUGAAUUUUGCAUGCUAACACUUAGCAUCCACUCGUGUGAAAGGACUGAGCUCUGAGUACUUUAUUUAUACACAUUAAAACUGAGGGCAGCUAAAGGGAAUAUUUUACUCAUACAGUGGUUUAUAGAGCUGUGUGUGAGUGAGAAAGGUCAAAAGUUUUUCUGACUGCUAAAAUGAUCCUGAAACUUUCAAAGGAAAUUCACACACACAGUUUCAUUCAUUAAUUACAGGUAGCUUGGUUCGCACCUUCACAAGACUAUGUCGUGGAAACACUGAAAGCAGUUUUUUUGGUAAGUGCGCUUGGUAGUACAGCCUGAAUCUGAAACUCCAAAUUUAACUGUUAAGUGGGAAAACAUACAGGAUCAGUGUUGAGAGCAUUACAUCAGCGUUCCGUAUUAGCUCCGUUGAGCAGUGCUGUUUAUUGCACACAGGAUGCGUAUUGGGAGCGUAGCAGCGGCAGUGUAGUGCAGCCCUGGUCAGCUGGGUUCAGUAUAGAAACAAUAUGCUCACAACAGGUUGUUUUUCCUUUCUGUUGUCUAUUUCCUGCAAAUUUGGACAUAAUUAAGUGACCGUUGAGCUUCUACUAUAUGUGAAAAAACGUGAUUUUACAGUUUGGGUUUUUGCAGGUUUCCUCGUGUUUAAUACAGUAAACUAUGUUCCUUUAUACUGUGCUGUUACCUCCAGACAGAGUUAUCAGUUAAAAGUCCUGUUGGGGUCCACAUAGAUCAGGGAUUGACCAUCAGAUUGUUCUGUUUUACUGAUAAAUCCACAACCAGGAAGUAUUUCUCAUCUACAUGAACUGAGAAGAAAAUAGACUCAGCGUAUAUAUUUAGCAGAGCUGCGCUCUAUACGCUCCUGAUACGGAGCUGCAACGCAUCCCGUAUACGAUGCUGCAUUGAUUUAAAUGGUAACCUAUUUGCUGCGUGACAGGCAAUGCUUAUGGAACGCGCUCAAUACGGAUCCUGUAUGUUUUAGCCUUUAGACUCAAUGUUUUCAACCAUUCCUGUAAAUUUUCAAGCUAAAGGACCGAAAGGCUAGUACCCCUUUUCUUUUGCUUAAUUCAUGCUCAGCUUGCUCAUGUAGAGACAGCAUUGGCCACUGAAAGUAGCAGUGUUGGUAAUCAAACUGUUUCUCUUAUGACAGAUAGUGUAGCUAAGCUAGAUGUGUAUUUGAUUGUUUAUGUCACUACAACUAUAUAGUAGUAUUAGUAACAUAGAACCUCUAUCUUCCUUUAAAGGACCCUUGACCCUUUAAAAUGAAUUUCAAGUAUUUUUGUUGGAAUCAUGACCAGUAGAUGAUAUUCCCACCUUUUACUAGUGUCGCCUGCAUGUGCAUCUCUGCAGCAGCAGCAUGCUAUGUUUUGAUGGUGUAAAGAGAAGAGGACUUUCAUUGAGUCACAGCUCACUGGCUUAACCCAUGUCUUCUUUACCGUCUGUUACUUCACGUACCUGCAGUCUCUUCUCCUCUGCAGUUUAUCCUUAUUUUUAUGUGCACUUUACAUUUGAGGAGAGCAGGGACUGUACACUGAGUUCAUUUGGCAACAGUGGCGAGGAAGGUUUUCUCUUAGUGGGCAGACUUGGAGUCUGUGGUGAGCAGACAUCAGACAACUAUUUUAAGAAAAUUGCUCCUGAAAAUGCAAAACUUGUUUGUCUGAGUCCUUACAGAAUGUAUUGUUAUUUACAGACACUUCUGAGCUGUGUUGAUCGGGACCUUAGAAAAUGACUCCGUAUCAUCUACUCUGUAUUGUUCCCCAACAUGUCAUUGUCAGGGUGGAUGAUCUUCUGGUGCAUGGGAGGAAAUCCCUUUCCCCUGGGACUUGGCUCCUUAGUGACGCCCAGAAGGUCCAAGACUGUGUCACAUUGUGACUCGACAUCCUCUCAUCUCUUACUGUAAAACUGAAGUGGGCAACAAAGGGACUGGAGGGAAAUGGCAGAGGGUGUUUCAUUGGUAACUGUUGUGAUAUUGAUGCUGUAGAUUAAAGAAGUAAUUUUCCCUUCCUCGUCUUAUUUUUCUCAGAGGGAUUGAGCCAUUUCAGCGCCAAAACUGUGGAUCAAAACACAAGAUGGCAGCAAAAAUCCAGCUGUUGAGUCUGAUUUCAGUCCAGAUAUAGAGCCUCAGACGCUGUUGUUGAUCGAUAUUGGUAUUGAUCAGGAGAUACUUAUCAUAUCACUCAUAUCAGACAUGCUUGACCACACACUGAUUUUUAAUGAAGGGGUAAUUGAUCAAAUUGACGCAGUAAAUUGACAGAGUCAGCAGCUGCCAUGACACAUAAUAACCCUGAUAUAACACUGAUAUCUCCAGCUCUGGCACAUUAGAUAAUUUGACUACCUGCUAUUUGGAAUCAAAUCUAUCUUAUUACUUUGAUUUACCUCCUUGUCUCAGUGAUUUGCGUGUGUGUGUGAGGGCAGACUGACUUAGAGCCUCACAGGCACAACCCUGAUUGCUGAGAUGUCACAGUGAUCAGGAAAGGUCAUGGCUCUAUUCCCAAUGCACACAACGGACAUGAUGAGCUCCACUCUUUUCUCUUUUUUUCUUCAUGGUGGCAGUAUGAGCUGCCAUCUUGGUGUGUGUGGAGCCAUUAUUGAUGGGCCUCCACGCUGAUGUGCAGACAGGACCCUGGAGUGAGGGAGCAUACCCCUGUCUGUUCAUCCGUCAGCACAUCUUUCUCCCAACUCGUUUUUGUAUCAGUUAGAAAAGUUUCCAUCCAGCCAUCUGCUGCAUGGUCCGUGUGCAGUUGGUGUACUUCUCUGAUUUCUGGUGGAGAAAGAAAGAAAAUCCCACGCACCUUACUCUGCUUCUGUUCCCAACCCUCCCUCUUUUAUUACGGCUGUGUGGUCACAGUUGAAGAUGUAGUGAAGGGUAAAAUUAUCCAAACUCAAUUACCCGAACCUUUAGAGGCUGACAUAAAUCUUUAUGAAAUAAAACUCACAGGAAACCUUAUUGCACCAGGGAUCAAAAACACCAAGAUAGGGGUCUUUUAACCUUCAAAUCCACCGAGCCUUUGGCAAGUCAAAAAUUUAAUAUUUCAUAGAAGACAGAAUAUACUGUAUAUGUAAUGUUGUCUUAACAGUGUGGGAAAAUGUUUUAUCCAACUUUGAAGCUGCUCUUUGAAGCUUAGGGGAGAAGCUAAGGGGAACACUGGGAGCACUCUGGGUUGGCGAUUAAAGGGGGAUAAAAGCCUGAAUUACAUUUUUUUUUGUCAUUACAUUUAAAGCAGAAUACCAGAAGCUUUGAAUGUUUCAGCAGCCUUUCAUACUCUCACAUCAUUUUACUGUACAUUUCAUUCCCAUGGCCUCUUAAUUGUGAUUUCCCAUCAUCUAUCUCUCCUUUAUGCUAACCACUUGGCCAUGUACUCACCUAUUCCAACCUGUGCAGCUCAGUCGUCUCUACAUCACUUCAUACAAUAUAUGUGUAAAUACAUAUAUAUAUAUAUGUAUAUAUAUAUAUAUAUAUAUAUAUAUAUAUAUGAUCUAAAUGUAAUUACCAUGUCAGGAGCACCAUUUAAGCUAAGUCAUAUAGUCAAAUUCUUUAUUACUGUCCCCAAAACACAAUGUCAAGGCUUCAUGUUACAUUUACUUAUGUGUAACUGAGGUUAACCAGAUUGUUACGGUAACAGCUGAGCCUUUUAAAAAAGCCUGAAAUGUUCCAAGCAUGUGAGCCAUCAAAUUCCCUCUCUAUUCUUUUGGAUUUAAGCCUGUGUCUUCUGCAUCCUCCUAUUUGAUAAUAAUUAUUUUAGAGCUGUUAAACCUUUAUUUUUAUUUUUUUUGACAGGAAAGAUGCAGAAUAAAUAGACAGGUAGGACAAAACAUUUGGUUAGAAAUGAUCCUAAAUAACUGUAAAGCCAAUUCACAUAAUAAUACUGUGGUUAAAUUGCAUUAACAUCCAGCUGUAUUUAAUAGCAAGAGGUGUUAAAACAUGCAAGCAGCUGAGUGACCAAGACAUCUACCAAAGUGAAGAAAACACACAAAGUAACCACAAAAUGCAGCAGUGGUUAGGGUAGAGAACCUUAUACAUGUGCUGCAGUUAUUUUCUGCAUUUGUUGAGAACGGCAACAGAAAAUGCUACUAUUUUCACUGAACCUUGAAUAGAAAAAAAUUAUAUUUAAUGUGAUUUAUAGCAAUUGGCUAAUGUUAAAACACACAAAUCACUUUUAAGUUAGUUAAAUCAUCUGCAGAUAAAUGCUCAUUGUCAGCAUCUUUGUGUCUUAGUUGGUAGCUGGGUGAACAAUGUAUAGUGAGCAGGUGGUGAUGCCAAAUAGACCUCCUACAGGGUGAGACAGGAUGAGUCUUUGUGUUGGGGUCUUAUUUCCUAUAAUUGCCCACUCACCAUACAUACACUAUCUCUUACAAUAUUUAUAUCAAUAAAAAGCCCCCAGGUGAUACUUAAACAUCUUUAGCUGAUAUAGCUCCAGGGGCUAUUAUUAUUUACCAUAUAUUAAAUGCAUGAGCAUGGAGUAAGCCUUGCACUACCAUACAUCUCUUUGAUCGGUCUACUGUGUGGGUCAUCACUAGGGUCCUACACUUAUGCACAAACUAAACUCAGUGAGUAACCAUGUCCCAAUACGGGGCAUUGCAUUACCACAGCUAUUUGAAGGCUUGAUUUCUGUGCAUCAAAUAUGGCAGACAAAUAUGCAUAUCCCUGAAGGGAAAUUCAAUGGAUGGUGGACAUUGUUAAAUAUUGGUGCUAAGUUUCAACUCGAAGCAAUAAUAAGCAAAACUUGUGUCAAAUAAAAGAAACAUGUUUGCCUAUCUGGGCUAUCACACAAGUGGGAUGUUUUUCAUGUCUAAGAUACUGUGUCCAUUUAGGGUGCUCAUUUGCAAUAACUACACCAACAACUUCAAUUUCCCAGCACCACUCACUGGGUUGUACUACUGCAAGGUUACACAAGUUGCAUCAGCACACUUUCUCUUCCCUUGGUAGUGAGUGUUGAGUCCUUUUUAAACCCCUUUGCAUACUUUAUGUUUACUUUUGCUCAAAGGAAUUUUAUGAAAUCAAGACUUUAAGAAUGAAAAGAAAUCCUGUCCUGGUGUUAACAACAGCGCUAGUGUGGGUACCACUUCUUUAUGAAUUUGAUCAGUCAAUGAGGGGGCAGGGGCAUCGAUGUGUGUUGAACUACUUUCAACUGAGAAAGCUGUAGUGUGCUAACUGCAGAUAAAAACUGAACUUCAUUAGUUUUGUAUGGAAAAUUUGGUACAAAAAAUGCUGUUAGUGGACACAGGCCCUUAUAGAGUCUUCUGUAUUGUGCUUGCUGACUGGACCUUGUCUUAUAUUGAAACAAACAAACAAGCAAAGAAAAAAGCAGGAGUAUUACGAAAACAUUUGAACUUUAAGACUUUCUCUCCCUGUUUGAUUUUUUUAAAGCACAUAUUGUGGUGUGCAAUCUUGAGUACUUGUUGCUAUUAAGACACUGAUCAAAAAAUAGGUUCUUCAGGCCUUUACGCAGCUGAAACUUGCAGUUACACUUUAAAAUAUUAAUUCACCAGAAUGUCAGCUCAGAUUUCAUUUCCCCAUGAAAUCAUCACUCAUCAUCUCUCAGGAAACAUGUCCCUGACCUUUACACCUGUGAUUUGUGGCCACAUUGCAGAUGGAUCAAAGUGUAUUCUUCUUCACUGUAAAUCAGAGUAUGGUCAUCACCAAUACGUUGAAAAACGCACUUUUUGGAGUGUUGAUGUCAUUCACACUCAUGUUCGGUUUGUGCCAUUUGUAUAGGAGUGUGUAUAGGGUGCUAAUGAGGGAGGAGGAGGCGGAGGAUUGGUGGGAUACAGCUGGACAGAGCGGGAGACUGUGGUGAAUAGGUAACCAUGGUAACUCUGUUGGCUAAGAUUUGAAUGCAGGGAGAGAAAGAGAGCGAGAGAGCAAAAAGGGGGAAAGGAAGCUGCAGUGUGUUUGUGUGUUCAGUACUAAGAGAAUGAGAGAGGGUAAAGGGUUAAAAUGCAUCAUUGAAGAAGGUUAAUCUUUCAUCAAAUCGUAAGGUCAAUACAGCAUUUAGCCCCCAAACUGGACACUACACAGGAGUGGGGGGCAGCGGUGGUGGAAAUACUGAGGUGAAUGAGGUGUAAGGCAGCUGGUAGGAGAGGAGGGCAGGCAGAGAGGAAAAAAAGUGUUUUACUUUUGUGCUACUUUUACAAGAGGAGAUGGGUGGAGGAAGAUAUCAGGGGACACGGAGAAGAGGAGGAGUCGGAAGAUUCACAGGUAUAGACGUUUGUAACAUUUGAAGAGUGACAGCUGCGAGGCCAAAUACAAUGGACCAGAAUCCAACCAGCUGUCAGCUCUGACUAGGCUCACCUUCCUCUAUGGACUCUCUGCCUCCUCCUCUUCCUCCUCCCUGAAAAACAUUGAAGCUUCUACUCUAACCCCAGCAUCCUCCCCCUCUCUCUCUCUCUCUCUCUCUCUCUCUCUACCUUUUUUUGCACCACUUUUGACUCUACCUGAAAUAGCUCUGGCACUUCCUCCACAUUGGCAAAAGAGAAAAAAGGUGGCUGGAAAUUAAAAUACAUAAAAAAGGUGAGAGUCAAUCCAAAAAUAACAUGAGUGCCUCAUUUGUCAAGAACAAAGAGGAGGAACAGUUGCAUUGCUACCAGGUGCUGCACUUGAAGUUGUUGCAGCUACAGCUCUAAGACUUGCAUAUAAUGCAGUUGUAAGUAUUUCAGUUGGAGUUGUUACAGUUUCAGGUGCAACUGUUGCAGUUGUUUAUGUAGCAAUUGAUGCAGUAGUAGCUGUUGCAAAAAAUUUUAGAUUGCAGUUGGUGUUGUAGUUUCAGUUGCAGAUGUUUAGGCUGUGGUUGCUGGCAAAGUUGUUGCAGUUCUGUUUUUUUAAAUAGAAUUUUUUGUUUGUUUUUUGCAUGUGUUGCUUUUGCUAUUACAUGUAUUUCAGUUCAGAUGUAGCAACAGUUGUUGUGGUGCCAAUUGGUGCAGUUGUCACUGUUGCAGCUGUUUUUCUUAGCAAAUGUUGCAUGUUGUGCUUUGUCAGUUGGAAUGGUAGCUAACUGUAUGGAUGCAGUUCUAUAGUUGCAGGUGCAGCUGUUGCAGUGUCAGUUGCUUAAGUUGAACUUGUGACAGAAACUGCUUGUUUAGUACUCAUUGUUGCAGUUAGUAUUGCUGAGGUUCCAUCACAGGUUGCUGUUGUUAGAGUUGCUGCAGCUCCUGUGAUUACAGUUGUUUAGUUGUUGUGUUAACUAGUGGUUGUUGCAGUUGCAGUUGUUGCAACAUGACAGAUAUGGCAGUUUAAGUUGCUGCAUAUGGAGUCAUGGCAGUCCCAGUUUAAGUUGUGGUGUCUACAGGCCUUAGCAGCAAUUUGAGUUGCAGUUGUUCCAAUUGUUGUAGUGACAGCGGUUUCACUCGCAGAUCUAGUUGCUGGUGGGGUUGUUUUAGUUGUUGCUUCAACUGCAGUUGCAGGAGCAGCCUCUUGGUUGGGGUUGUUGCAGUUGUUGCUGGUGAUGUCCUGUCCUGUUGGACCAGAGAUUCUGCCUUCGAUAUGAUUUAUCAUAGUGUCCUUGUGUGUGUUUUAAUGUCAUUAAACCACUGCAUAGGCAUUAUUGAUCAAUCUCACCCCCGCCUCUCCUCUCCUCCCGCUACAUCUCCACCUGUUUCAUAUUCAUCCCCCUGUAUUGUCUCUUUGCCUCCAUCUCCCUGCUGCUCUCUGUUUUAUAUGCGUCUCUGUGUUGUCAUUCCCCUCCCUCCAUCUCUGUCUGUUUUAUAUUCAUCUCUCUAUUGAGCCCUCCCUUCUCCCAUCUUUCUUUCUCACUGAGCGAGAGAUUAUUAAUAUUAAUGUGUCUCUUCUUCUUCUUCUUCUUCUUCUUCUUUUCCCCCUCCUUAUUUCCCCCCUUCACUCUUUUUUGUCUUUCCCUUACUACUGAGCUCUUCUUCCCACUAUUUAUACCUCUCUGGGUCCUCACCCCUCAUCAUCCUUUUCACUCAACCUUCCCUCCAUCUGUCUUCAUCUCUAUCUCUUCUUUCUCUUUCUUCGGCCGGCUCUCUGCAGCUGUUCAGUAUUCAUCUAUUACUGUAGUGUUGAUAAUUCCCUUCUCUGCCUGCAGCCAUACAGUCAUCUAUCAGAUUAAUAAUCCUCCUCUCCUUCUCAUUCUCUUCCCCUCUUCUUGUCUCCUUUCUUACUGUGCCAAGUGAGGAUGCUCGGCGUGUCAAAUGAGUGUGCGUGUCAGAGUCCCAUCAUUACAACCAUCAUCAUUAAUAACCACAUUGAGAUUGCUGGAUGCCCUUAUUAAGGCUGGUCAGGUCUAAAUAACCUGCAGAGGGAACAGAAAAUGCCAGAGCCUGACUUCAGCUGGCCAUCUAUUAGUGUUAAUGCAGACUGCACCAUUCAUUCGCUACCAUUCUGCAGACCCUAGAGCAUGCAACGCUGCAUUCGUGCAGGAACAGAAUUAACAACAAAAAGUGUUGAUGCACUCUUGGUUUACAGGUUUAGAGGCUUAUGUUGAUAAACCCAAAUCCUGAUGAUUGGGGUCCCCACAGGCCUGAGAAAUGGACUUUCUUUUUUUUUGAUUUUUUUAUGACUUAUUUAAACAAUUUUUGGCAGUGUCAUGGUGAGGGACUUGAUUCAGAAGAAAUUUUGGCAAGAAAAGAGAAGGAGAUGGUGUGCAUCAAAUACUGUGUAGACCGGGAACUGAUCCUAUCACCACUGCGGCCUCUGCACAUGGUGGGUCUUUCCCACCUACACCCUUUCUCGUCUGUCUUUUGCUGCAAAUUGUAGAUUUUGUGAACUGUACUUCAGUUUCUUGUGUGUCUGUGUCUGCAAAUUUGUGUUUUUUGCUGCUAACUGUUUUGGCCAGGUCUCCCAAAAGAGAUUUUUAUCUAAGUGUGACCAACCCAGCUGAAUAAAGGUCAAAUAAAGGUUGAAAAGAAAAAGAAAGUAAAUCAAUACCAUAGCUUCAUGUGGAAACUUGAGGAACAGCAGAUUCAAUCUUCAACACCGGGGCAGCCACUUGGUCACAAAAAUCUAAAUAAGAAAUAUAAGACAAUAAAAAUAACACUGACGUGCCGCUCGUUCUGUCUUUAGAGUAAAGGGUAUUAUGCAUAGAGUUUUAGUCUGUUUCAUGUGCCACAAACUGACAGGCAGGAUACAGGAGCUCAAGCAGUCAGCUGAAGGAGACAGAGAUGCAGCAGAAACAAGCGUCAACCUUUUUUUUCUUUCUUUUCUUUUUUUUGCACAAAUUUAUGAGACACCAAAAGGACAUUAUUACUUCACAGCUGCUGAUUAUGAGAAUGAGAGAGAGUAAAUAAAAUGUGAAACAUGAUCAAGUCUUUACCCCACUGGAUUUAAAUUUUAGAAUAGAAUAAAUAUUACAGUUGAUAUAAGAGUUAUACUACUACAUGGAUACAACAAUCAAAAAAAAUAUAAGUAAAAGAAAAAAAUGCUUGUAUGAAGGCUUACAUAACACUAACAUUGCACUUCAAUAAAUAAAUUAAAUGUUAGUAUUAUUUGUUUGAUCUUUGAGGAGCUUCACAUUUUGCCAUCCUGGUUGUUUGCUCCUCUUGUCCUUGCAUGGUCAGUCUCUGCUGCAGGUAAAGGUGCUAAAGUUAGCAUGGUUAAACCCUCAUACAUCAUUGUCUAAUUAAUGGUUUUGGUUUGGUGUAAUUAGUGAUCACAAAUGAAAGGUAUGCUGAAAUGGCUGGAAGCCUCUCUCUCUCUCUCUCUCUCUCUCUCUCUCUCUCUCUCUCUCUCUCUCACACACACACACACACACACACACACACACACACACACACACACACACACACACACACACACACACACACACACACCACUGCACCACUGCUGUUAUUAAUGGUUCUCAGACUGGAGACCACCUGUCUCAUAGACCCUGUUGCUUUAGCACACAGCAGGCUGUUUUUUUUCUACUCCUUUUUUUGAAUGAGGAGGAUGUUUUCACUUUUCUAAACCUGUUUGUAAACAGAAAGAAACAGAAAUGUCUCUUCUACAAAUAGUUAUUAAAUAAUAUUAAACCAAAAAGAGUUGAACUCAUUGGUUUUUGUUGGUGUUUGAUGAACUGUAGUCCAUGUUUGUGAACUUUUUUUUUUUUUUAAUGAAAAGAUGCAACCUUUUCUUUUGGGGUUUUGGAUAGAAAAUUUUCAUGAUUUUAUGCACAUAGGAUUGUUUCACAUGUAAACAAACAGCCUGAUUAUUUUGUCAUUAUAAAAAAUAUUCUGAAACCCUGGUUUGAUCAUUUCGCAGAAAAUGUAUUUAUGAUGUUUAAAAAAUAAUAUUUAUUUAAUAUUUAAAUAAUUUUAUACAGGAAAAAAAAAUUAAUUAAAUGGUAGAUAAAUGUUGAUGGUUGAACAGUAAAGAAAAAUAAGUUUUCCAUAAAAACUGUGUAAUUCGAACAGUUUAAAACAAAUAAUAAUCUCCUUUAAAAAAUUAUUUCUGAGCAGCUGUGGGCACAUUCAAUAUAUGUGACACUGCUGGUGUAUGGCUUCCUUUAAUCUAACAUAUUGUCUCUCUUUUUCACCUGUGUGCCUUAAAGGGUGCACAGUAGAAAAAAAUGAGAAGGUUUGAGUACAGAUAAAUUUGUACCUGUUCACAACUUCCCUUGACAAACUAACUUUAGUUCUCAGCUCAUAUUUACAUUUAGUUUAAUCAAUUUUGUGUUUUCAUGUUAUUUAUGAGCAUAAUGUAAACAAAGCCUCGACACUGUAAGGCAAUGGCAGCUCUGUGUCUUAUAUAAUUUUACAUGCUGUAACAUAUUUGGUUCUCUCUUUUCAUCAGAUAUAUCCUUCUGAAUUAUUAUCUAAUUUAACCUGAGAUGAUAAACAAAAAAUACUUAACUAUCAUAACUUUAUCCGUUUCAUUUUUUGUUUAAACCUUUUUGCAAACAACCACUCCCGCAUCACAUAUCCCUUGGUCAAUCUUUGUAUUAAAUUGUUUAUUACCUGUAUGCACUUGUGAAUUUCAUACCAAAUGUGUGUGUGACAGAGCUGAUCUGUUUAUACUUUAAAUACUUUGAUUGUGUGUUUGAGUAUGUGUGUGAAUCCCAGUCUCAGUAUUUGUUAUGAAUGGUAAAUAUACACUGUCCGUACAUAAGUACUGUACAUAUUCAUAAAUAGUGUAGAUGCACUAAAGCGUGCAUUUUCAUUCUUAGAUGCAAGUAUUUUAACAAAACUCAUUUGAUCAGUGAUAUGUUGCAACCAGAGGAUUAUCAGCUCAGAGGGUAGCUGCCCCAAUGCAGCGACUGUACUCUGUGUACGUCAAAUACAUGUUCAACAAAACAUCAGUUUCCUUCAAACUGUUAGCCCUCAAGUUCACAGAUAUUCAUUUCUCCCAUCAGGUUUGUGACAUGAAACAGCAACCUGCCUUUCGAGCCUGCUCCUCUGCUCCUCCCUGGUUUGGCGUGGAUGUUUCUUUGUAGGAAACAGGAAAUGAUGUUUGACUCUUGCUAAGAUGCGCUUCAAGUAUUUAAUUGUUGUCCAAUCACAAGUAGUACAGUCAUUUCUGUUUUCAGAGACUUUCUGCAGCAAAAUAUAUCAGUCAGAAAAAUAUUUUUCCAUUUUCCAAGUUAUUUUUAUAUUUUCAAAUGUUAUUCAUUUCAGAAAUAAUUAUAUUUUUCCAAAUACAUCAUUUUUUUGUGUGUUUUCUAAUAUCUCUUGUGUUAAUAUGACAUAUUCUCAUGUUUUGUAAUGUGUUUUUAAAUACUUUUUUUUGUAUUCAAUGAAAAUUUUUAUUUUUAUUUUAUUUAAAUUUUUCGCCUUUCCAAAAUAUUUGGUUCAUCAGGGUCACCCUACAUUGUACUGUUUUCAAAUUGUAUUUAGGUUUUAAAACAGUUUAUAUGUAUUUUUUGUUAUUUUUCUAUAUAUAUAACUUUACAUUUCUGUGAAAUUCAUAUUCAAUAUUUUUUAUCCUCAUAAGAAAACAUUUGUGCUUUUGUAAAAUCUUUUCAGGUUUUAUGAUUCUUUUUCCUGUUUCAUUAAAUGUUUUUUGUGUUUUGACCCUCAGGACCACUGUACAUUGGAUACAUUCAUCUGUAUAUGUUUAAUGUGGCUGCACACACACACCUGCUUUCAGUCAUUUUUUCUUAACUCACUGCACUGUUUGUAUUACAUUUAUUCCCAUAUUAAUGUUUUAUUUCUUCUCUCUUUACAUUGAAUUAACACAUCUUUUUUAUUUCUUCUUGACACAUUUCCUCAUUUACACAUUUUUGCUUGUACAAUGUUUUGAGGAAGUAAAGUAUUAAGUUGACCGUUUUCACAUAAGCAAUCUGUCCCAAAACUAAAUACAAAAAAAGCCUUUAAAAUUUUUGCAGUGAACCUUUAUUGUGUGUUGUAGUUAGUAUGUUGAUCUGGUUUUGAAGUUUGUGUGCUCUCAGUGAUGUUCUCCUACUUUUGAUCACAAGUUUCUAUGUUUUCUAAAGACCUUCCUGAAUGCUUAAUUAGGCAGAAUCUCUUCCUGCUGCCCUUGGUGAGAGGAUUUGAUCGGUAACAAAAUAUCUGCUGAGGGAUUAUGUGGGAUUUGAAGUGAGCAGUGACACAGAAGUUCUGAUGCUACUUAGAUUUUUUUCCCACAAUCCCUCCAAUGAUAAGCUAUACUGUAGAUGUCUGCCUCUUAUUUGUUCAGUUCAUUCUCUCUUGGUGAAUACACGGAUGGCAGUCUGUGUUCUGUCUCUAAUAUCUCUCUCUCCCUGUCUCUCUUUUGUUCUCUCGCAGUCACUCCUGGGUUCCUCUAACUUCAAAAAAAGCAUCGCUCAAAUCCCCAGACAGCUCCAGAGAAAAAGGGAAUAACAUCUGUUUAUCUGCAUAUUUCUAUGUUCAAAACACAAGAGGAGAAAACACAGAGAUCGACAGAGGACACAAAUCAUCUCAGAGGAUGCAGAAUUAGAAAGAACAAAUUGUCGCUGGAGGACCAAAGGAAGGAUAAACCUUUUCUCGCUCGUCCACAAGUGUGGAGUCCGCUCACCUGUACCUCCGGAUUAAAGAGCAGGGUCAUGUCCCAGUUGCCAUGCGCAUCACCACGCUGACCUGCCUCCCCGGCCCCUCCCCCUUCCUCUUUCUAUUGGCCCAGCUGCUACUGCGGCUCCUCCUCCCUGGGCCGGAGUUGGUGGGAGCCGCCUCCUCCUGCCCCUCCCACUGCACCUGCUCCAACCAGGCCAGCCGAGUCAUUUGCACGCGGCAGAACCUUGAGGAGGUGCCUGAGAGCAUCUCAGUGAACACACGAUACCUCAACUUGCAGGAGAACUCCAUACAGGUGAGUAUUCAGGCCUCAUCGGUUUUUACAUGGCAAAGUUUAUGAACUGAUCCUUCUGUUCCCCCUAAAAUUCCAAAGUUAUAUAUUAUUUGUUGUUUUGGACUGUUACAAAUGGCUUUAUGGUUUUCCUAGAAAAGGGUGAUUGCACUCUGGUUUUUAUUUUUAUUAUGAAAGACUGAAAGUUAUUUAUAUCAAAGUCUUAAAAUCCUAAUCCUAUGUAGGUUGAAAUUGUGGAGUAUUUGAAAAAUACCCCCCCCCCCCCCCUUUCCCAAGUUAAAGACAGCAGGUGGAUGCAGCGUGAAUGUAUUUAUGACAGAGGUUAAAGCAAUGCAGAGGCAGGAACUGGAAUUCUUGCAGCUUAAAUAGAGUGCCAAAAAAGGAGGAUAUGUCUGUCAUGUGGUUGUGAAAAUGACAUGCAAAACUUACAGCUCCUGGGAGGAACUUUUGGGUUGUAUUAAUUUUGGUGUCCCCUGUAGGCAAAGCUGUCUUUGCUUAUCUUGCCCUUGACAUGCUUAAGUCAUGACUUCUGCCAAAAACCUCAUCCUCCUGACUCAAAUAAACCAUUCAUCAUGAAAUCGUUAAAACAAAAUAUAAAAUAUAUAUAUAUUUUUUUUAAAAUAAAAUUGACAAAAUAUAAAAACCCUCAAUAUUGUCGUUGAUGGUUUUGUUUUCCUAAAAAGGCAUUAACGUGAAUAACAGUUAGUUUCAUAAAGGGAAACAAAAAACAAAAAAACAGGAGCUUUAAAGGUAGUUUGGGGAGUCAUUUUAUGUUGUGAUGAUUCUGAUGACCCUUUUGGAUUAAUGUUUUUCUGGGAUGAAGAUUGCAUUUCUUAUGAGCACCGUUAACCAAAGAUGUAACUUUUGCCAAAUUGUGCGUUAGUUGUGAAGGCACAUGAAUAGAUACAGAUCAUGUUUUAAUGCAACUUCAAGUUUUUGCAGGAUGCAGAGUGAGGAGCUAGUAUAAGUCUGUAAGUGCGGUGUAAGUCUGGUCCGCUGCGCAGACAAUGCGUGCCCAAGCACAUUUUGGUAUUUUGGUGAGCGGCGCAGUCCGACGUAAGUAUCUCCCCUUCAGCUCCUCCCAGCGGCAUAAGUCGUAGAGAGAGAGGAGAGAGGGCGUGAAGUGGGUUUAACACAGCCGAGACCUGUUUUCGUGAAUCAUAUCAGCUCCCCCCCUCACCUUUAAAUCCGCCACCGGCGAGGCAUAGUACAACUUUCGUGCAUUAGUCAAAGAGAUCAAGGGAUGUCUGAAGGCAGCAAUGCCACAUGAUGGCGACAGAAGGCAGCUCCUCAACAAGUGUCGCUGUAAGCGCUGCAGAGGGCAUCCUGCACACUCUCUCAAAUAAGCACAGAUGGAUUUGGUGUGUGUAAUGUUGGACCCACUGGUAAGACAAACACCCGUUUUCACAAAUAAAGACAAUCACAUAAAAUUGCAUAUAUUUAAACCCCACAUGACAAAGGUGGGUUGUGCGCACAGAUCACAACAUAAAUUCCAGUAAUGCCAUUAAAAUCAGAACUAUCUGUGCGUAAAUGACACAUCGCGCUCCGUGGCCUGGCUCUUUCUUUCAUAGAUGUUGGCAUAUAAUAUAAAUUUGGCUCACAAAACUGAGUAUUAUAAUAUUUGUGUAUGGGCUUAACUCGGGAUUGAAUAUUCACAGAAUUUUAAGGAUGUAAAAUUAUUGGAUAUACGGGUAAUUUUUAAUGAAAGUUUCUUUUAUUUUUUUUGUUCAAAAUUUCUAAGUAAAUAACUCAUCUGAUCACUAAAAUAAAUCAUCUGGUCAGCCUUGCCGCUGUAGCAGCAGCAGGACGGGGAUAGGACAUGUGAGAUGGUUGUGCGCACAAAUUACAACAUAAAUUCCAAUAAUGGCAUUAAAAUCGGAACCACCUGUGCAUAAAAGAAGGCAUCGCGCUCCGGGGCCUGGCUGUUUCUUACAUUGAUGUUGGCAUAUGAAAUAAAUUUGGCUCACAAAACUGAAUAUUAUAAUAUUUGUAUGUGGGCCUAACUCCGGAUUGAAUUUUCACAGAAUUUUAAGGAUGUGAGGGAAUUAGAUAAAAGGGUUAUUUCAAAUGAAAGUUUCUUUUACUUUUUUGUUCAAAUUUUUGAAGUAAAUAACUCAUCUGAUCACUAAAAUAAAUCAUCUGUUCAGUCUUGCUGCCGCAGCAUCAGGAUGAGGAGAGGACAUGGAGACAUGUCCGAGUCGAGCUGCGUGAGAAAAAGGAGGAAGGUUGUGUGUCCAAACGUGUGCCAAACGCAGUCAUCAGAUCAGAUAUAGAUCAGACUAUAUCGAUAUAGAUCUAAAUGUAUGUGCUGACUCAGAUUAUUAGUUGUUGAUGAUUAUUUAAUGCAUUGAAAUAUGCCUGAUACUGUUGCAACCUGCCGGUGAGGCAUCUGUGACGUAUGCGCACUACGCCGGUUUACCAAAAUACCACUAGACCAGCUGCGCUCCGCCUGCGCUGAAAGCUGACCAGGUUUGAAUCGGCGAGCUUUCAGCGCACUUUCCAUGCCGUACGCGAGCACGAAAAUGUCACUGCGCCCACUGAUUCUGUCGACACCUCCCCCUGCCUCGCCACCACAUCCAGCUUGGCAGACCUCGGUGCACCUCAGUCUACGAAAAUACCCAACUGGCUGUGCACCAGGCUCCGCCAGACGAAAAUACCACUGCGCGGGGCACGACACUACGCCGCACCACCGGCGGGCACGAAAAUAGAGCCCAUGAUUUGAAGCCACAUUAAAUGACUCACUGCAAUGUAACAACAAACCUCAGUACACUGCUUUAUUACCUUUACUUAGGAAUGACUGAAUAUUGUACCUCUUACCUGUUACCGUCAUAGUCUCUAUGUCCCUGUAUGCUACCAUGACCCAAGGAAAACCUGAAUAAUGUAAAAAUGCACGUUUGAAGUUAGUUUCCUCAAAGAGCAGCGCAGCAUUCCCACCAAAGCUGAAACAAUACAUCCUUUGCAUUGACAUUUUGCAAAAAUUGGGGUGAGAUUGCAGAGAUAGAGUCAUGAAAAUUCAUUCCCACAACAGGCCUUUUAUACUGAGGAGCUCAUGAUGAGGAGGUGGUUGUUUUAAAAAAAGUUUAAAACUCCUGAUAGUAUUGGUGUAGGUACCAGAUGUGUUCAGGCUGCCAGAUCAGCUCGGGGCCCAGCACCUGUUGAAGACGUCACACUACUGCAAGUCCACUAGGACAAACUACAUUGCGCUACAUUUGAUAAGUUCAGUGUGCUCGGUUAAAAGCCCCUCGUGGUUUUCUUUAUUUCUGUUUCUUCAUUCAAUUGACCUCGAAAUUUUCUAUCCAUAUAAUACAGAGAAUUACAAUUUAUUGUACUGUAAUUUUUAGAUGGCUUUAAUUGUUUAUGUUAAUUUUUCUAAAGGAAAAAGAAAAAAAAAUGUACGCAAAAUCUCAGUUUAGCAAUAGAUGGUUUUGAUCUUAUUCCACAUUUCCUUUGGCAAUCUGAAAGAGGCGGCAGUCUGGCUGUCUUAAGUCCCCUUCCAUGUUUUCUCUGAAGAACUACAAUCCCAAUAAAAUCUAAUCCAGCGAAAACCGCUUGUGUAAUGUCUGGACCAACCACAAUCUUCUACAUCAUCCAAAACCAAUUUCCAGCCAAUCAUAUAGCAUGACGUCAUUAAUAGGCGCCGGGCCCCAAGCUGAUCUGGCAGCCCGGACACAUCUGGUACCCACACCGUAAAGUGCAUGAGCCCUGGAUCUGUGUUUGAAGAUUAUAGUACUCAUAUAAAUCCCCAUUAUCAUUUUAGCUAUUGAUGCACUUCUUGAUAGAGAUGGAUAAGAUUCCAUAAAUGAAUUAUACUGUGACAGAAAAUGUACAUGGAGAUAGGGGAGGACGGUAUUUGUCACUUGUGUAUUGUUUUUAUAGCCAGUGGCAGAUGCAGGGAUUAACUUGUUGAUACAGGUAUUCAUUCAGAAACUUUAUUUCUGAGAAAAGACGGUAACUUAGGCAGCAAUAACAGUGGGAAAAAUGAUCCUUAAGCCUCUCCCGCACUGAGGGAAUAUUGAAUGAAUGAAUUGAAAGCAAGGUAUAUUUCCAUGACACUGUGCUGCCUUUUGUAUGCAUUACCAAUUUAUCCAGAGUCCCCAGACAGCAUUUUGUGGCUUUACUGCUGCGAGAGAAGAUCAUUUAACCACAGACCAUCAAUACAAAGCACAUGAAUCUCCACAUUCAUAAACAGAGUGGGCUGAUUUUACUCUUUGCAGCUGCAUUUUAGGUAAUUGGAUCCCUCCUUGUGCUGCUGACAGUGCUUUGUUCUUUUGUGAUUUUAAAUUAAUUUCUACUACAUCUUAUCUCAUUUAAUGAAAAGCAGCAAAUAUCCUUAACGUUGUUAAAAUUGUCCAGUGCAUCCGUCCAACCCCCCCUGAAUGCCCUCAAAUCCUUGGAGAAAACAUCUUAUUAAACAUUAUGUGAUGUUAAUGGAGCAGAAUUGGGACAUCAUGCCACAUGAUUUGGUUUAGGAGGCUUAAAGAUAUACAGUUCACACAAAAACAUUUUAAAGAAAUAAUAAUAACCAUGAUAAUAAUAAAAAUAUUCAUCCCAUUUCAUUUUUAGCACACAAAUUCCGAUUCAGUUUUUGUUGUAUCCUGCAGCCCGACAUGAAAUGAUUAAAAAUCUAAAACUGUUUUAACACCUGAAGGCAUCCUAGAUUCUGUGGCUUAUUUUUUCCUUCACUGAGUACCCUGAGAGUAAAGCCUUGACAGCUCCCACCCCCUCUUAACAUGCUCCCUCCCCUCCUGCUCCUGCUCUACAUACAGAAGAGGCGAUGGCCUGACUCCAGGAUCCUCUCUGAAUGUCUUGAAGGGGCUCUGGCUGCACAUUUCUCGAACAAUCAGAUAUUUGAGGGGCUUUUAGUCCAGCUCACUAGCUGUGCGUCUUUUUCUUCUCACCAAUUAUGUCCGGUUGGACGCUAGUGGGUGCUGUCCAAGGCCCUAUGCAUCCAUCGUAGUCAGACCCAUAACUUCCCACAGGAAAAUAAACACAAAAUUUUUGACCGUUUGCAAAGUUGAAUUUUAAGGAGGGUCUUUUAAAAAUAUUUAGUUUGACUGAAGUGAAGCACAGAAGAAACAUAUAUUUCACUUUCUCCAUCUCCCUCUCUCCCAUCUCUAAACCCAGCUCAAUCUCAGCAGAUGACUGUCUAACAUAAGUCUGGUUCUGCUCAAGGUUUCUGCCUGUUAAAGGAAGGUCCUUCUAUCCACUGUAACUUGAUAAAUGCUGUAAAGUGUUUCACUCAUGCAGUUGAAGAUGGGAUGGGAGUGGGUCUGAUAUUUCAGAAUGGGGCUCAGUCUGAUCCCAUCCCUACACUAGGUCUUUGUUAGAGUCUGGUCCAGACCAGGUUUUUAAUCAUCUUAAGAUAACACUUGUUGUAAAUUGGUGCUGUAUUAAGAGUGAGUGAGUGAUUGAAAUUACACACAAAAGUUAAACAAAGAAAAGAAAAAAAAAACAAGCUUUCUGCAGCCUCAAUAAUUAAUUAUUUAAUUCAUUAAUUUAUUUAUUUCUUUUGCUAAAAAAUAUGUGUUGAGCGUGCACCUGUCUAUAUUCAUUUCAUUUUAAAAUAUUACUACUUGAGCUGUGAUCACAGCAUCAUAAAUGUUCAGGAUUAUGUAAAAAUAACUGAAGACAGUUGUUGUCUCAUUGUCAGGGCCCACUUGUUUCAUGUACUGUUAUUUUUCUAAACCUUAGCCAGGCAUAUUGACGAAAAAGAUGAAAACACAUCAGGUCUCCCUCUCACCCCUGCAAACACUGGAUUUAGCUCAUCUUUCCCGACACACACCAUUGUCCCUCCAAUGACAUAGAGCCCAUCGAUCAGCUGAUCGACCUAACAACUGGAGGGUGUCGGCCUUAAUAUUUAGACACUUUUUGUUUUAAGUAAUUAAGUGUUGCAGCUCAAUCCUCUGUGGUGGUAUGGAGUGUAAACAGACCAACACUAUUUAUCAGUUUAUUAUCAGAGAAUUACAACAUGUGAGUGGAAAUGUCCCCUGAGUCUUAUUGAAACAGCAGAGUCAAUAGCUCUUGAGUGUCUGGAACAGAUGCUGAAAUAAGACUAGCAGUCAGUGUAUGACAAUGCUUAGAUGUGGCAUAAAGCCAUGUUUUCACAGCUCCUGCGAGGAGCAUUCUGUAUGUGUCAAAUGUGGCGCCCCUUGUCAGUGGUACCUGUCAUCUCUGUUCUGGUCUUAGCCUGAAAAUGUGGAAGUCAUGUUUUUGGAUUAAAAUCUCACACUACUGUUUAAAUAUUCUUUGUGGAAAAGUAAUAUUAAAACAGAUGAAGUUUUUGUUUCCUUUCUUUCCACAUCCUUGCGUAACUCCACGCUGUCACACACUAUCAGCUCUGUCAGCUCUUUCAGCCGCUCACUCGCUCUUUCCAUCAGAAUUUAUUUUAGAAAAUUAAAAGAAUAAUUAAAACCUGUUUUUAGGCCGGAUCUUUUGUGAAGUAUGCUAUGGGAGGCUGUAGAUAUUUCUUCACAGCCUCGCAGUGUCAGCAUACACCUAAUAGAACUAUCUAUUGAUAUGUGAUCAAUAGCUCUGGUGGUAAUGUCUGAGGAUUAUGAUAAUCAUGGCUUUUCGUUGGGUGUGAGUGCUUAUGUUUAUUUGAGCACUUGCUCGAGGGUGGAAAAAGCUGGUGUUGCAGCAUUGCAUGAUGUAUUUUUUAACAAGUUACAGUCCUCUAUAAUCAAUGGAUAGAAAACUAUCAUGUCUUCUACAUUUACAUGUCUUACAAAUGGGGGAAGGGUCAGUUAAAAACAACUGAAACAACAACAAACAGAUGUAUGAUGGUGACUGAUUUUAACUCUUAAUUCAACUCUCACAUUAUUAAUUCAUGAUCAAUUUUUUUUAAAUGUCACCAGAGGGGCUCAAUAUCUGUCCUUACUCGUACACAUUCAUCACAGACCAUUUAAAUUCGUACACAGGGUCCUGCUCAUAGAGAUACUAGAAGUGUAACUCCCUUGUUAACACGGGAGUACCAAUAUGGAGGCCAGGGUGGCCUGUGGAUCCAGAAUGAGGCUGGGAGUCACAUGCUAAAUUGCUUGUUGUCAGCAGUCAGUUAGAGUCUGAAAGCCAACCUUUCCCUGCAGACAGCGGCACGAGUCAGUGAAGUGGAAGGGUCAGCUGUUUCCAUUAUUAGCAGAAAAAUGAAUUAUUUAUUUUUGUGUGGUUUGUUCAUUUAAAUAUGCAUCUAGUCAUACUUCCCAGCUUUCCUUGAAUCAUUCAUUGACAAUACUUGCAUUGUUUUUAUUUUUUUUAAGAUGGUUGUGAAAUUGUUUACAAAUCCACUCCAUCUCCAAAUCAAAAAACAUGAAGUCUCAGUAUUACUGCUGAAUGUUACAGAGAAAUUUUUGGUGAAGCUUGAGGCUCCUGUGAGGAACACUUCAUUGGCUAUGAAAGAUUCUCAGCGACAAGAUCCCCUAUUUUUACACAUUUGUGGGAUAGGUGUUAGACAAAAUGACAUAUUUGACUUUUAGAUUACAGAACCAGCGCAAGCAAUGGCUUAUAAUUACUUUUAAUAAACAUUUUAUGAAGUUACAUGACCGGUGCUGUAAAAGUAACUUUACAAGGAGCCCCUUGCCCUCCGCAGGAGCUUCAACCAGCAGACUGCAGCUCCAAGCACUGCUGCUGAUGACAGUCUCUAAAUGCCCAACUGUUGAGUCCUUCAUGCUUGCAUUACAAGCAAAUGUCAGGAUAAUGUCCAGCAUAGCUUACCACUAGUUCUUCUGUUGGAUCUGCUUUGUUUGUCGUGGUCUCUAAUUUUUUUUUUAGUCUUGUUUGAAUUUCUUGAACACCUCAUGGCUGUCCUUUGCUGUGUGGUGGAUACCUAGGGCAGCAAGCAAAUAGAAAAUACUUCAAUGUUUGGGCAUGUCUCAUUGUAUUCCCAUCACAACGUGAACACACUGCUUCCUCAACUUCAUUGUCAGUCUGUUUGUUGGUCCUUUUCUCAAUUUCCAAGGCUUCAACUGCCUUUAACUGACUGAUUGCUAUUUUGAAAAUGUUGGCUGGUGUGACUGAAAUGGCACUUGUGUCCAAACUACAAACAGGACCUAGUAUCCUUUUCACACUCAUGGACCAAUCACCAUGCUCAACCACCUACUCUGAAGCAGGAACCAAAAUGUUUCCUCUAAAUUGGGCUCUACCAUGAAAGUCAAUCAUUCCUGUUGUGCAGAAUCAAUAAUAUAGCGAGGGUUUCAACAGUUCCUGGAAUUAUGAAAAAGUUCCCAGUCUGAAAACACCUUUUUGUUUACAGCAGGUGCCAAAAUUAACAAUCCAAGUCCUUCACAAGAACUUUAAAUUGAAUGUGACCCUAAAUAAUCAUAGAUGAUAGUUCAGUGAAUCUGUUCACAGGUAUUUUUUAAACAGAUACAAUGGAGCUUCCUGAAUGUACAUAUGUAAUCCAAAUACUCAAUGUUGUAAAGAAACACCAUUUUUUUUACCUGUUCACCUUGUUUAAACCUGUCCAUUUUCCACAGAAUUACAAAAAUGUGUUCUUGAUGUCUACGUUAGUCAUUCUACAUGAUGUACUGACACCAUUUUUAUUUGUCUUUCCAGGUCAUUAAGUCAGACACUUUUAAGCACUUAAGGCACCUUGAGAUCCUCCAGCUCUCCAAGAAUCAAAUCCGCCAGAUUGAAGUCGGAGCAUUCAAUGGCCUCCCCAACCUCAACACCCUGGAGCUUUUUGACAACCGCCUCACACUGGUGCCAUCACAUGCCUUUGAGUACCUCAGCAAGCUGCGAGAGCUGUGGCUGCGAAACAACCCCAUUGAGACUCUGCCAGGCUAUGCCUUCCAUCGAGUGCCCUCGCUACGACGCCUGGACCUGGGUGAGCUCAAGAAGUUGGAUUUCAUCUCUGAUGCAGCCUUUGUUGGCCUCAUCAACCUACGAUACCUGAACCUGGGCAUGUGUGGGCUGAAGGACAUUCCCAAACUGACAGCCCUUGUGCGUUUGGAGGAGCUGGAGUUGUCAGGAAACAGGCUAGAGAUCAUUCGACCUGGUUCCUUUCAGGGCCUGGUCUCGCUCCGCAAGCUGUGGCUCAUGCACUCACAGGUGUCUGUAAUUGAGCGCAAUGCUUUUGACGACUUAAAAAACCUGGAGGAACUCAACCUGUCCCAUAACUCCCUUCACUCCUUGCCCCAUGACCUUUUUACGCCACUUCACCAACUGGAAAGGGUCCACCUUAACCACAACCCCUGGGUCUGCAACUGCGAUGUGCUUUGGCUAAGUUGGUGGUUGAAAGAAACAGUGCCGAGCAACACCACCUGUUGUGCACGGUGCCACGCUCCCCCAUUUCUAAAAGGUAAAUACAUUGGGGAGCUUGACCAGAGCCACUUCACCUGUUAUGCACCAGUCAUUGUGGAGCCACCUACUGACCUUAAUGUCACCGAGGGUAUGGCUGCUGAGCUCAAGUGUCGCACAAGCACCUCCACAACAUCUGUCAACUGGAUCACCCCAAAUGGAACUCUAAUGACCCAUGGAUCUUACCGAGUUCGGAUAUCCGUUCUGCAUGAUGGCACGCUCAACUUUACAAAUGUCACGCUGCGUGACACUGGUCAAUACACCUGCAUGGUCACCAAUGCUGCUGGCAACACCACAGCAACUGCUGUCCUCAAUGUCACAGCCGCUGACACCAGUGUCAACUACACCUACUUUACUACUGUCACUGUGGAAACUGUGGAGACCCCAGGGGAGGAGGACUCUGCACUGGUAGCCAUCAAUGAGACCUUCAUUCGUGUUCCCCCUGGUCCAACCCCCUCUGGCCACCUCUGGCCUGAAGGUGUUUCAACCACAGCAUCUUCUCUGUCUGCCGGCUGGUCCCCAUCAUCCCCUCGGACCACCAAACCUACCUUCACUGUGCCCAUCACUGAACCAGGCUUUUCAGGCCUGGAUGAUGUGAUGAAGACCACCAAGAUCAUCAUCGGCUGCUUCGUAGCCAUUACCUUCAUGGCAGCGGUGAUGCUGGUGGUGUUCUAUAAGCUGAGGAAGCAGCACCAGCUUCACAAGCACCAUGGCCCUGCUCGUGCCAUCGAGAUCAUCAAUGUGGAGGAUGAGCUGGGGGCUGGGGCCAGUGGUCGGGGGAGUGGUAUCUCUGGAGGCUCCACUAUGACCCAGAGUGGAAACAGUGGAUUAGGAGGGGGCCAGAGCCUCAGGCUGCACCAUCCAGAAAUUGUCAACCUGCCAAAUUUGGCGCGAUCUGAGCACCUCAACCACUACUACAAGACACACCACUUCAACAACAACAUGAUGACCUUGGGCAUGGGCACAGGUCCUGGUGUGGGCCUCAACAACAACAACAACCCCUCACCUUGCUCGCCGUCUCAGAACACAACCAUACCCUGUUCCCAGAUCGCAACCUCCACCACUGGAGGGACGCCAACAGGGGGUACCCUGCCCUCCCCUGUGCCCCUGCCCCAGUUGGGCCUCCACAGUUCUCUCAAAGGCCUUAUGGGGAAAAGCCAGAAUGAGCCCCUGCUUUUUAAGAGUGGCUCCAAAGAAAAUGUGCAAGAGACUCAAAUUUGAUUGAGAGUGAGAGCAUAAUAAGAUGUAGAGAUGCUUGAUAAAGACAGUGAGACAGACAAGAGCCUGUGAGACUGAGUAAUAGAGACUGAUUGUAGCCUACUGUCCUCAUGGACAGAUUCCAGAAAAGAUUAUAUUUCACAUAGUUGCUGCUUUGCAUUGUCAGUCUGUUGAUGGGGAGAAGCAGACAGAAAUACAGAAGGAGACCAAGUACAAUGUCGUCUCAGCACUAGUCCCAACAAUAGCAUUUGCACAUGCUCUUAAAGUCAAUCAAACACAAUUGUACUAAAUGUACAUGCCAAACAUUAGAUUUGUUUAGUUACCUGUUAACCCUGCAGAGGUCUUAACCAAAGCAAUGAAGCCAAUUGUUUUGACUCUACCACCCAAGUGGAUAACUAGAAAUAUAACACGUCCCUCUCGGUUUUAUAAAAGUCAAUUCAUAUAUUUCCAGACAUGUAUAGCUAUAUCUUUGGAAAGAAACUUCAUAUUGGCCAUUGAAGCUAUUGUCAUAUCAGUGUUGGGCAGAGACUCUGGAUAACAAACAAUGGUUUGGGUGAACAGUGUGGUCCUAGGUUUCCAGGAAGCGCAAAUACAAAGUGGAAGAGGCAAAAUUAGAGCAAUGCAGAGACUGUGUCCAAGACACACGUGUGAGACUAGUGCUGUGCAGGGGGACAGAAAACAACACAAAAGUAUUUUUUCAGAGUGGUUCCACUCUCAAUUUCUCACUUUCCCCCUUUUUACACCUUUUUGGCUGCUGUCCUCUUUGAAUGAAGAGAGAAAAGAAAGGUUUAUCAUGGGGCAAGGAAAACCCCCAUGGCUUAAAGGACAAUGAAAGAUAUUAAAAGACUGAAAAUACAUAUUAUAUAUACCGUAAAUAUAUUUUCAUUCAAAGAAAUAAAUUAUAAAGAAUCUUUAUCAAACUUCUGACUGAAACUACAAUGUCUGAAGAAUAGUUAACAAAAAAGAAACAGCUGUUGUAGUGGCCCUCCCUUACGACUUUUCCAAACUUGAAACACGAUGGUUGCCCCGCCUGUGCAAUGUAAGGACACAUGUGGGAGAGUGGCAGCUGUUGAGAGGGAGCUAAAACAUAUUUGGGUGAAUUUAUUUUGGUCUUGACUCUUUUUUGUAGCCACACGAAAGUGUUUUCCCUCUCCUUUCACAUUCACACAAACAGGGUCACUGCAGAAGGGAGAUCUUUACACCCUGCUGCGAAAAUGACACAAAAUACGAUUCCAACUCUUCAUUUGCUACACAGCAUAGCUAUAGUAUUAAUAAUAAUAAUCAUAAUGGUAAUAAUGAUAACAAGCUUUAGCUUAAUUUGUCAUAAUGGCCAUCUAAUAAUGAACAAUAUGUUAUAAUAUUUUACUGUAUUAUUACGGUCACUCAAAUGUUGCACAUGCUAGCUUAUCAUGCUAUCUGAAAAUACAUGCUAGUUUCAACGUAAAGAAACCUUUACAAUCAAGAUAUGACAUAUUAUUGUUACCAUGUUAUCAUUGUUAUCAUUGAUAUGACUAUUAUUAUUACUACUUGUGCCUAUAAAUAGCUGAGAUGACAUAUUUUUUCAUUUGUAUAUGACACUGAAGUUGUUUCGUGACUGACUCGGUCGGGUUCCGGCUAACACACGGCAGUGGGACGAACUCAGCGUGCCACUAAGUGAACUCCACAUGCAUCAGCAGGAAAUAACCUGGCCCUCAAAAUGGCUUCCUCAGUCCAGCCCUCACUGACUCCGUCCGCUCUGAUGUCUGGAGCAGGCAGGACUCCUCAUUUUAUCACAUGGUUAAGACAGGAAAUGAACCUUUGAUGAAGACUGCUCCUUUGCAGGGGGGAUUAUUUCACAACUGUAUCUCAGUGUUAUCGUGUAUGAGUGGAUUUCAUGGCAGCAGGGAGCUAAAUGGACAACAGGCGCUGCUGAGCAUUUUUGAAGGUAAGCGAUAAAGCAGAAGGUAACAUACAGAGCAGUAUACAGUGGUGGGUGAUUUUUUCUAAAGAAAAAGGACAAUUAAAUGAAAAAAUAUAGAAGCUUAUAGAUCUCUUUUAAAAAAAAACAAAAUUAUUAUGAUAAGUGUUUUUCAUUUUGGGUUUUUAUCAAGUUUGAUUAUUUUCUGUUUUUUUAAAUCAAGUGUUAUCUUUAUUGUAAUAUUGUUAUUGUUAUUAUAAUUAGCUAAUUACACUGGUUAUAAUUCUGAGAGAUGUUCUGUUAGCAGAGGUCACUUUGAAAAUUAAAAAAACCUGGCACAUACAAUGGCAGUUGAAGUCUGUGAAAUUUGGUGGCUACUUUUUCUUUCCUUUUUCUGUUAUGAUUUAAAUUGUAGUAUCACUGUUUGUAUCCCUUUGGCUCUGCUUGAGAUGAGACCCAGCGAAUGUGAAAAAGUACUCACUGGGUCCUUUUUUUCUGCACAGGGGGACAGGAAAGGCCCUGCUCUGGUUUACAAGCUCACUCACACUCGCUCUGUGCUUUCCUGAAUGUCAUCGCCAUGUCAGUGUUCACAUUGCGGUUGCGCAAUGUCAACCUCUCGUUGCCAUGACUACACACUCAGAAAAAUUGCGCCAAACAUGAAUGGCGUCAAGCAUCAGUGUGGCACCCCUUCGCCAAUCGUCAGUCUCGUUCCUGUCAGGCAUUAUAUCUCAUCGAGCUGGCCACCAUUCCUCUUAAUGGUAGCAAAUCAACUUGAGCAUUGUACCCUUGUCCUCGCAUAAACGCCACCUCCUCCUCCUC